AUGAAAGAGCAGUGUAAGCUUCAUCCAUGUUGAGAUAUGCGCAUCACACUGAUUGGUGUCCAUGUUUAUGGUGCUCUUUGGGUACACUGGCGGCCAUAUUGGCUGUACCAUUUGGAUCAACUCAAAUUCUAUGGUCUUGACUCCUGACCCUCCCUGUGUUCUUCUUUCCCACCCCAGGUAGAGCCAGCCUGCAUGGGAAGGCGUCUCUUCAGAUCAACCCAGUGCGCUCAGAGGACCAGGGCUGGUAUGAGUGUAGGGUCCUGAUGCUGGAGCAGCAGUACAAUACCUUCCACAAUGGCAGCUGGGUCCAGCUCACAGUCAAUGGUGAGUCACUGGCUGCGUCCCAAAUGGCACCCUAUUCCCUAUGUAGUGCACAACUUUGACCAGGGCUCAUAUGGCUCUGGUCAAAAGUAGUGCACUAUAUAGGGAAUAGGGUGCCAUUUGUUUCACUUCACUGUCACUUUACUGUCAGCACCAACAGAUUGGAGUGUGGUUUGGGAUUGGGACCCAAUAUGGAGAAUGUGAUUCUACAAUGUAAUCUCGUCAGAUGUGUGUGCUCGAGUGAUUCAUGACAAUGUUCACCUCAUAGCUUGCUAACAUUCCAUGCCUCCACGGUUUUCAUUGGUCAGCCUCAGAUAGCUGUACUGUAGCUAACUACAUUCUGAAGAUUUUGUCAGAACAUUCCUUCUCUCUGAUUCACCAUUCAGAUACAGUGGAGGUGACAAUGACUGGUCUGUCUGACAUUUCAGAUUUACUGUGUGUGUGCUGAUUUGCUUUAUCACUUGGGUGAUGUUUGGCUUUUUAGUGAUUCUAUGUGGUACUGUACAAUCAUUUGUCCCCCCAAAUAAUUGUUUUCCCUGUAGUCACUUUGUCUUUGUUUAUUCUGAGAUGCCAAAGCUCUGAUGAGUGGCAAUUAGGUAUUAUUUUAGAUAAUGCCUUUUCAGGAACAUCACACAGACAGACACAUUUCAGAUUGCCUUGGGGAUAAAGGGAUGAGAGACUAGGAAGAAGGAGAAUUGAUUGUGGCCUGUUUAACACAGUUCCGGCAGGGAAUGUCUAGGAUAGUCUGGAAGCAAUCAAACUGAUGACCAGACGGGGAAAGAAUCUGCAUGUUUGCACUUCCCAGGAAGGCCCCAGUGGGUUAGCGGCUAGCUGCUUCUAGCUAUGUUAUGUGUUCCAGUACAUUGUUCAAGACCAGAACCAUUUACAGAGCUGGGCCAACUUUUAGAAGGUUGAGUAUUGUUCUAAUUCUAGACAUUCAGUUACAUAGCAUUAUUUAAAUAUUCUCCAUGUAAUGUUAAUGGGUCGCUAACAUGGCUGUCAUAGUAUGUUGAAGUAUCAUGCAGAAACCUCAAUGGCCCAACUCUCUAAAUGCAUGGCUCUGUUCAAGACCAUCUCGAGUCAAGUUACAAUGAUGCCCAUGAUCUUUACUAUUUUAUCUUCUGAAAACCAAAUCGGUUUUAUAUUCGUAUUUUCUGAUGGGUUUCUGAUUUUAUUCAUUUUGUCAGAUGUUAUAAUAGACAAUAAAAAAUAUUUGUCUCUGAGAAAUGUAAUAUAAUUUAAUUGCACGUUGCCGUAUUCAAUUCGGUUUGCAGGGCCGCAGAUGCUAAAGUGUAGCUGCAGCAUAUCUGUCCAUUCCAAUUAUUUUGGUCUCUCUGCUGGUGUUAUUGAGAUACAAUACAUCUCCCAUUUGGCCGUCCUCCGGCUGGAUAGCGGUGGAUAGUUAUUUCUCCAUACGAUGCAGGCAUUUGGAAAUAAUGGGUUCGACUAAAUGCAGUCGUCUCGUUAGAGUCAUGUUUUAACAUUAAACAGUGUUUUUUCCCCUCCAGAUAGACACCUCACAAGGACUGAAGAUAUUAUUAGUGUGACAUUUUGCAGUUUAUACCGUCAGAUUCACACACUCAAAAGGUAUUUUGGGUUUGAAUUUAUGCUCACUGUCUGUGUUAGGCUCAUGCAUAUUCUCAUCAUGAACUUCCUAAUCUGUAACUGAUUGUAUAUGCAUAUAGAGUUUACUUGACAUUGGAUGAGGUUCAACAUCUGUUCACUGUAAAUAUAAUGGUCACUAUGAAACUGAAAAGCUAGAGAUUAAGAAGAUGGAGACUACCAAUGUGUCCGUGUGUGCAAGCAUGCAUCUACACACUGUGUAAUUGUGUGUGAGAGCAUUUGCAUGUGUGUAAUUGUCUCAGUAUUUCAACGGUUCAGUGUGCGCGUGUUUAUGCACGUGUGUGUAAUGGUGUGUGUGCAUUUGGCUGUGGCUAAAUAAAUUCCCUAUCUGCUGAGUUACACUCACGGUUGCCCUGCCAGGGAAUGUCACCUGCGCAGCCUCUAGGGGGGCGGGAGGGAGUGUGUGAACAUCUGUGUGUGUUUGGUUUGAAUGGCUUCCUGUGCAAGCGGGCACACUGCACACUGCGUCUCUAUGGCCGGCCUCGUCAGUGUUCACGCUCAACUCACUCGCUUACUCACUCACUCGCCUAUGCUCUCCCCCUCCCCUACUGCCAGACCUUUACACAAUCACUGAGUUGUCUGGAUAAUGUGUUUGAUGUGUCAUAAUCCUGUGUGUUGGAAAUCGUUUUUGGUGUUUGAGUUCAAAUAAAACAAGUCUAAAAUAUUUUGUUUGUCCAUACCUUGUUUACGGCAGUGUAAUGGCAAAGGUGCAGAGCAGAAGGCUAUUGCCUUGUUUUCCCAAUCGGGGACUGUUGGGGAUGAACCUGAAACCAAGCUCUCAUGUCUACUGAAAGAGCCAGAGCAAAAUGGCUGGCAGUGUUUGUGCUUGUUUUGAGACAUCUGUGUGUUGAAUUGACAUUCAGAGGCCUCAUCAUGGCUGGAUGUCCUCUCAAAGGGUCUCUGUUGGGAAGGCAGGUGCUCUUCUGGCCAGGCUUCAUCACAGAUACUAAAGGCAGCCAUUUCCUGUGGCCAGUGGAAUCUACAUAUGAUACACUCCCUGCUUUGAGUUCCUGUUUGCUGCCCUCUACUUCCUGCCAAACGGAGAGAGGAUUCAUGCCCACUCAGUGGCAGGUGUCAGAUGGCAAGACCUUGUGCCCGAAAGACAGAGAGUUCACUGUGGUGCCUCUCCUCUCCUCUCCUCUCCUCUCCUCUCCUCUCCUCUCCUCUCCUCUCCUCUCCUCUCCUCUCCUCUCCUCUCCUCUCCUCUCCUCUCCUCUCCUCUCCUCUCCUCUCCUCUCCUCUCCUCUCUUCUUAAUUUAGUAUCAGUUAACAGUAUGCUAAUAAAUCAGCAGCUUUUGGAUAGUGUGAGAGAAUACGUAAGUGAGAGAAACAGUGAUAGUGAGAAAUUGUGUGUGUCAGCUCACACAGCUGCAGUAACUUCAGAGACAAAUAGUCUUAAGAGGAUCUCUUGGUGCCUUGAGGGCAAAUGGUUGUUGGGUUGCGGAUGGAAAGUAGAGUACAGUAAACAGUAAAGGGCUAAAUAUAUGCUGCAAUUCGAUAAAAAUGCAUGAUGAUCCUUUCGUGCUGUAAGUAGUAGUCCUCAGGGAAAAAACACUCUCUCUCCCACUCUGGCUGGCUCUGUGCUGUAAAUGUUCAUUUUGUCUGAAAUCUGCUCAUAAAGGGAAAUCAAAGAAAAACUGUGUAAAAAACUGUGCAGUCUUCCAGGGAGCAGGAGAAAGAGAGAUGGCGAGAAUGAGGGAGAAAGAGAGGAAGGCAGAGAAUCAGAGUGAGGAGGAGAGAAGGAGAUAGAAGGAGAGAUGUCAGGGAGCAGGUAUGGAGCUCUAAGGAGGCCAUCUGCUCGUGUAGAAAGGUCUACAGAGGGGAGUGGUGUGAAUACAGAAGCAACUGAAUCCAGGAAUAAAGGAGACAAGAAAAUUAGGAAAGUAGGGCGAGAAUGUGAUGCUCAACUUGGCUUUUUGUAGAAGCCCCCACUUGGUGACACUUACAUACUGAUGUGUUGUACUUGAUAAUGGGCGGAAAGACCUCCCCUGUCGCCCAAUCCGCUCACUGUAAAUACCACCUCCUGUUUUCCACCUACUUAGUGUAAAUUAAUGUUAGGUAAUCUAAACCACAUUAUAGAUGUGAAUCAAGGAAAAUAAUCUACACCACAGUCCACAAUAUGGUUACCCAUAAAGCACACUUGCAUUGUAAUCACUACAAAAACCAUAGGUGGUUGCUUAAUGUGCAGAAAGGAAUAUACUGUAGUAACGUUACAGAACGAUAAUACCCAAAGAAGUCAUUGAGAGAAUGCCUAGAACAGCUGUUAAAUAGAUUGAAUGGGAUCUUAAGCACAUUCUUAACAUAUCAUACGAUCCAGCAGGACGUAACAUAUCAUACGAAAUUUAAAAUGGAAAUGGAUGAUGUUUCGGGGACCCGUUUUGGCACAUGAGCGCUACUUUCAAAACUACUGGCUGAAAGUUCCUUAAUGGUAGUAUCCGGUAGUCUCUAUACAGGAGUAUUGUGCAGUGAGGGGCCAGGAUGGAGAGGCAGAUCUCUAGAGAUGCUAAUUGGUGUGUUUGUUUACUCCACACCAGGUGUGUGUUAGGUUAGAAGUGAAGACAAGACUCCCAUCGGCUAGCCAUGACCCACUUGGGUAGAGAGAGUGUGAUCCUCUCUUCAGCUAAAUUCAGUUCAGUUCAAGUUUUAUUGUCACGUGGACAAGUACAGUGAAAUGUUUAACUUGCGAGCUCUACCCAACAGUGCAGUAAUCAAAAUCAAAAAUAAUGUAGACUGGAAUAUGUUCCGGGAUUCUUCCGAUGGCAUUGAGGAGUACACCACAUCAGUCACUGGCUUCAUCAAUAAGUGCAUUGACGACGUCGUCCCCACAGUGACCGUAUGUACAUACCCCAACCAGAAGCCAUGGAUUACAGGCAACAUCUGCACUGAGCUAAAUGGUAGAGCUGCCGCUUUCAAGGAGCGGGACUCUAACCUGGACGCUUAUAAGAAAUCCCGCUAUGCCCUCUGACGAACCAUCAAACAGGCAAAGCGUCAAUACAGGACUAAGAUUGAAUCGUACUACAAAGGCCCCGACGCUCGUCGGAUGUGGCAGGGCUUGCAAACUAAUACAGACUACAACGGGAAGCACAGCCGCGAGCUGCCCAGUGACACGAGCCUACCAGACGAGCUAAAUUACUUCUAUGCUCGCUUCGAGGCAAGCAACACUGAAGCAUGCAUGAGAGCAUCAGCUGUUCUGGAUGACUGUGUGAUCACGCUCUCUGUAGCUGAUGUGAGUAAGAUCUUUAAACAGGUCAACAUUAACAAGGCCACAGGGCCAGACAGAUUACCAGGACGUGACUGUCUUCACUGACAUUUUCAACCUGUCCCUGACUGAGUCUGUAAUACCAACAUGUUUCAAGCAGACCACCAUAGUCCCUGUGCCCAAGAACACUAAUUUAACCUGCCUAAAUGACUACCGACCUGUAGCACUCACGUCUGUAGCCAUGAAGUGCUUUGAAAGGCUGGUCAUGGCUCACAUCAACACCAUUAUCCCAGAAACCCUAGACCCACUCCAAUUUGCAUACCGCCCCAACAGAUCCACAGAUGAUGCAAUCUCUAUUGCACUCCACACUGCCCUUUCCCACCUGGACAAGAGGAACACCUACGUGAGAAUGCUAUUCAUUGACUACAGCUCAGCAUUCAACACCAUAGUGCCCUCAAAGCUCAUCACUAAGCUAAGGAUCCUGGGACUAAACACCUCCCUCUGCAACUGGAUCCUGGACUUCCUGACGGGCCGCCCCCAGGUGGUAAGGGUAGGUAACAACACAUCUGCCACGCUGAUCCUCAACACGGGGGCGGCAGGUAGCUUAGUGGUUAAGAGCGUUGUGCCAGUAACCGAAAGGUCGCUGGUUCUAAUCCCCGAGCCGACUAGGUGAAAAAUCUAAUUGCUCCUGUAAGUCGCUCUGGAUAAGAGCGUCUGCUAAAUGACAAAAACAAAAAACAAAAAAAACACGGGGGCCCCUCAGGGGUGCGUGCUCAGUCCCCUCCUGUACUCCCUGUUCACCCAUGACUGCAUGGCCAGGCACGACUCCAACACCAUCAUUAAGUUUGCCGACGACACAACAGUGGUAGGCCUGAUCACCGACAACGAUGAGACAGCCUAUAGGGAGGAGGUCAGAGACCUGGCCGUGUGGUGACAGGAUAACAACCUCUCCCUCAAUGUGAUCAAGACAAAGAAGAUGAUUGUGGACUACAGGAAAAAGAAGAGGACCGAGCACGCCCCCAUUCUCAUCGACGGUGCUGUAGUGGAGCAGGUUGAGAGCUUCAAGUUCCUUGGUGUCCACAUCUCCAACAAACUAUCAUGGUCCAAACACAACAAGAUAGGCGUGAUGUGGGCACGACAAAGCCUAUUCCCCCUCAGGAGACUGAAAAUAUUUGGCAUGGGUCCUCAGAUCCUCAAAAAGUUCUACAGCUGCACCAUAGAGAGCAUCCUGACUGGUUGCAUCACUGCCUGGUAUGGCAACUGCUCGGCGUCCGACUGAAAGGCACCACAGAGGGUAGUGUGUACAGCACAGUACAUCACUGGGGCCAAGCUUCCUGCCAUCCAGGACCUCUAUACCAGGCGGUGUCAGAGGAAGGUGCAAAAAAUUGUCAAAUACUCCAGCCACCCUAGUCAUAGACUGUUCUCUCUGCUACCGCAUGGCAAAAGGCUUCUUAACAGCUUCUACCCCCAAUCCAUAAGACUCCUGAACAGCUAAUCAAAUGGCUACCCGGACUAUUUGCAUUGUCCCCCCCACCCCCUCUUUUACGCUCCUGCUACUCUCUGUUUAUUAUCAAUGCAUAGUCACUUUAACUCUACCUACAUGUACAUAUUACCUCAAUUACCUCGACUAACCUGUGUCCCCUCACAUUGACUCUGUACCGGUACCCCCUGUAUAUAGCCUCGCUACAGUUAUUUUACUGCUGCUCUUUAAUAAUUUUUUACUUAUUUAUUUUUUACUUAACACUUAUUUUUCAUAAAACUGUGUUGUUGGUUAAGGGCUUGUAAGUAAACAUUUCACUGUAAGGUCUACACCUGUUGUAUUCGGCGCAUGUAACAAAUCAAAUUUGAUUUGAUUUGAAAUUAAAAAAUUGAAUAUAUACUGUAUACAGUAAAGAAAACACAAGAAAUGGAAGCUAUAUACAGGGUCAGUGCCAAUACCAAAUGUACAAUGUGCAGGGAUACUGGAGUAAUUGGAUGGUCCAGACAGCCCCAUGCUAGGCCCUCUCUUACUGCUGCCGGACCACAGCAGAACAAGGCACCAGCACACACACAGUCCCACACACACACAGUCCCACAGCCCGCAGACACGCAGGCAGGCACGCACAUACACACACACACACAUAGAGUGUGGGAAAAAGGUAUUUGAUCCCCUGCUGAUUUUGUACGUUUGCCCACUGACAAAGAAAUGAUCAGUCUAUAAUUCUAAUGGUAGGUUUAUUUGAACAGGGCACCAGCACACACACACACGUCAAAAAAUGUUAUAAAUUUAUUUGGAUUUUAAUGAGGGAAAUAAGUAUUUGACCCCCUCUCAAUCAGAAAGAUUUCUGGCUCCCAGGUGUCUUUUAUACAGGUAACGAGCUGAUAUUAGGCGCACACUCUUAAAGGGAGUGUUCCUAAUCUCAGUUUGUUACCUGUAUAAAAGACACCUGUCCACAGAAGCAAUCAAUCAAUCAGAUUCCAAACUCUCCACCAUGGCCAAGAACAAAGAGCUCUCCAAGGAUGUCAGGGACAAGAUUGUAGAUCUACACAAGGCUGGAAUGGGCUACAAGACCAUCGCCAAGCAGCUUGGUGAGAAGGUGACAACAGUUGGUGCGAUUAUUCGCAAAUGGAAGAAACACAAAAUAACUGUCAAUCUCCUUCGGCCUGGGGCUCCAUGCAAGAUCUCACCUCGUGGAGUUGCAAUGAUCAUGAGAACGGUGAGGAAUCAGCCCAGAACUACACGGGAGGAUCUUGUCAAUGAUCUCAAGGCAGCUGGGACCAUAGUCACCAAGAAAACAAUUGGUAACACACUACGCCAUGAAGGACUGAAAUCCUGCAGCGCCUGUAAGGUCCCCCUGCUCAAGAAAGCACAUAUACAGGCCCGUCUGAAGUUUGCCAAUGAACAUCUGAAUGAUUCAGAGGAGAACUGGGUGAAAGUGUUGUGGUCAGAUGAGACCAAAAUGGAGCUCUUUGGCAUCAACUCAACUCGCCGUGUUUGGAGGAGGAGGAAUGAUGCCUAUGACCCCAAGAACACCAUCCCCACCGUCAAACAUGGAGGUGGAAACAUUAUGCUUUGGGGGUGUUUUUCUGCUAAGGGGACAGGACAACUUCACCGCAUCAAAGGGACGAUGGACCGUCAAAUCUUGGGUGACAACCUCCUUCCCUCAGCCAGGGCAUUGAAAAUGGGUUGUGGAUGGGCAUGACAAUGACCCAAAACACACGGCCAACGCAACAAAGGAGUGGCUCAAGAAGAAGCACAUUAAGGUCCUGGAGUGGCCUAGCCAGUCUCCAGACCUUAAUCCCAUAGAAAAUCUGUGGCGGGAGCUGAAGGUUCGAGUUGCCAAACGUCAGGCUCGAAACCUUAAUGACUUGGAGAAGAUCUGCAAAGAGGAGUGGGACAAAAUCCCUCCUGAGAUGUGUGCAAACCUGGUGGCCAACUACAAAAAACGUCUGACCUCUGUGAUUGCCAACAAGGGUUUUGCCACCAAGUACUAAAUCAUGUUUUGCAGAGGGUCAAAUACCUAUUUCCCUCAUUAAAAUGCAAAUCAAUUUAUAACAUUUUUGACAUGCGUUUUUCUGGAUUUUGUUGUUGUUAUUCUGUCUCUCACUGUUCAAAUAAACCUACCAUUAAAAUUAUAGACUAAUCAUGUCUUUGUCAGUGGGCAAACGUACAAAAUCAGCAGGGGAUCAAAUACUUUUUUCCCUCACUGUACAUGUAGGCGGGGGAUUAGGAGAAAGUGACUGGUAGCAAGUUAAAUAAUAAUACUAAUAGUAAACAGUAUGGCAGCAGCAUACGUGGUGGGUGUGUGCGUGGUGUUGAGAGUGUGUGUGUAUGUAAGUGUAAGUGUUUGGCUGUUAGUGUGUGUGUGUGUGUGUGUGUGUGUGUGUGUGUGUGUGUGUGUGUGUGUGUGUGUGUGUGUGUGUGUGUGUGUGUGUGUGUGUGUGUGUGUGUGUGUGUGUGUGUGUGUGUGUGUGUGUGUGUGUGAGAGAGUGUCACUGUAGGUGUGAUAGGCGGAUAUACUUGUAAACAGGGAUGAAAAGUGACUGUUAGCAGGAAUAUAUAAAUACUUAUGGUAAUAACUAGUGGUAAUAUAUAUUUUAUAUAUAUACAGUGGGGAAAAAAAGUAUUUAGUCAGCCACCAAUUGUGCAAGUUCUCCCACUUAAAAAGAUGAGAGAGGCCUGUAAUUUUCAUCAUAGGUACACGUCAACUAUGACAGACAAAAUUAGAUUUUUUUUUCCAGAAAAUCACAUUGUAGUAUUUUUAAUGAAUUUAUUUGCAAAUUAUGGUGGAAAAUAAGUAUUUGGUCAAUAACAAAAGUUUCUCAAUACUUUGUUAUAUACCCUUUGUUGGCAAUGCCACAGGUCAAACGUUUUCUGUAAGUCUUCACAAGGUUUUCACACACUGUUGCCGGGUGGUCCUCUGUAGCUCAGCUGGUAGAGCACGGCGCUUGUAACGCCAAGGUAGUGGGUUCGAUCCCCGGGACCACCCAUACACAAAAAUGUAUGCACGCAUGACUGUAAGUCGCUUUGGAUAAAAGCGUCUGCUAAAUGGCAUAUUAUUAUUAUUAUUAUUUUGGCCCAUUCCUCCAUGCAGAUCUCCUCUAGAGCAGAGAUGUUUUGGGGCUGUCGCUGGGCAACACGGACUUUCAACUCCCUCCAAAGAUUUUCUAUGGGGUUGAGAUCUGGAGACUGGCUAGGCCACUCCAGGACCUUGAAAUGCUUCUUACGAAGCCACUCCUUUGUUGCCCGGGCGGUGUGUUUGGGAUCAUUGUCAUGCUGAAAGACCCAGCCACGUUUUAUCUUCAAUGCCCUUGUUGAAGGAAGGAGGUUUUCACUCAAAAUCUCACGAUACAUGGCCCCAUUCAUUCUUUCCUUUACACGGAUCAGUCGUCCUGGUCCCUUUGCAGAAAAACAGCCCCAAAGCAUGAUGUUUCCACCCCCAUGCUUCACAGUAGGUAUGGUGUUCUUUGGAUGCAACUCAGCAUUCUUUGUCCUCCAAACACGACGAGUUGAGUUUUUACCAAAAAGUUAUAUUUUGGUUUCAUCUGACCAUAUGACAUUCUCCCAAUCCUCUUCUGUGUCACGAUCGUCUAAUGAGGGAGACCAAAGCGCAGCGCGUUGAGCGAACAUGACUUUAUUAAAUUAAAGUACUCACUACAAAAAAACAACAAACAAUGACGAAUCGUGAAGUCCUCAGUUACAAUGACUGACAAGGAACAAAAACCCACAACACUAAGGUGAACACUGACAGUUUAAAUAUGGCUCCCAAUCAGAGAUAACGAGCCGACAGCUGACACUCGUUACCACUGAUUGGGAGUCACACGACCAAACAAGGAAACCCAACCAAAUACAACACAACCAAUACCAAACACAACCAAAUGAACACACCCUGGCUCAAAAUACACAGUCCCGGAGCCAGAGCGUGACAGUACCCCCCCCCUAAAGGCGCGGACUCCGACCGCGCCUACACCCCAAAUAGGGAAGGGCUGGGUGGGUAUUGCUCCUCGGAGGCGGCUCCGGCUCCGGGCUUGACCACCACCCUACUACAAUCCCCCCGUAGUGCCCCCAGUCCGAUCUGACCCAGUUAGCUGGAUCAGGACUGCCGACGCGCACCCCUGGCUUGGCGCGUGAGGCAGGAAUGGACCGGACCUGGCAGACGAUACGCACCCUUUGCAUGGUGCGUGGAGCCGGAACAGGCCUCACCAGGCUGAAGACUCGCAUCCCUGGCUUGGUGCGAGUAGCAGGAAUGGGCUGAAUCCGGCUGACGACUCGCACCCUUGGCUUGGUGCGAGUAGCAGGAAUGGGCUGAAUCCGGCUGACGACUCGCACCCUUGGCUUGGUGCGAGUAGCAGGAAUGGGCUGAAUCCGGCUGACGACUCGCACCCUUGACUUGGUGCGAGUGGCAGGAACAGGCAGAAUCCGGCUGACGACUCGCACCCUUGGCUUGGUGCGAGUAGCAGGAACGGGCUGGACCAGGCUGGCGACUCGCACCCCUGGUUUGGUGCGAGUGGCAGGAACAGGCCGGACAGGGCUGACGAAACGCACCAUAGACUUGGUGCGGAGAGCAGGCACGGGUCUGACAGGGCUGGCGACGCGCACCACAGACUUGGCGCGGAGAGCAGGAACGGGCCGGACAGGGCUGACGACGCACACCACUGGCUUGGUGCGGGGAGCUUGGAUGGGCCGGACUGUACUGGGGACACACACCACUGGCCCUACACCGGGAUCUGGAACGGGCCGGACCGGACUGGCAACACACGCCAGUACCUCUCGCCGUGCCUCUACUUCCUCCAUCCCCUCUUCGACCAGUGGCCCCCGUAACCCGACGGCCUCCUCCGGCAACCCACUGGACCGCUCUAUCGCGGCCUCCUGCUGGUCCGACGUCGUGAGCCCCCCCCUAAAAAUUUUCUGGGGUUCUCUCCUCUUCGUGGACCAGGCCUCCAUCGUUCUCGCCAGACUAUCACCCCACUGCUCCAAAGUCCAACCUCUCUCCUCUUCUCUUGGCUUGGCCCAGUCGAGACUCCUACUCAACUGCUCCCAAGUCCAUCCUCUCUCUUCUUCAUGCUGCUUGAUCUGGUUAAGGUGGGUUUUUCUGUCACGAUCGUCUAAUGAGGGAGACCAAAGCGCAGCGCGUUGAGCGAACAUGACUUUAUUAAAUUAAAGUACUCACUACAAAAAACAACAAACAAUGACGAAUCGUGAAGUCCUCAGUUACAAUGACUGACAAGGAACAAAAACCCACAACACUAAGGUGAACACUGACAGUUUAAAUAUGGCUCCCAAUCAGAGAUAACGAGCCGACAGCUGACACUCGUUACCACUGAUUGGGAGUCACACGACCAAACAAGGAAACCCAACCAAAUACAACACAACCAAUACCAAACACAACCAAAUGUACACACCCUGGCUCAAAAUACACAGUCCCGGAGCCAGAGCGUGACAGUACCCCCCCCUAAAGGCGCGGACUCCGACCGCGCCUACACCCCAAAUAGGGAAGGGCUGGGUGGGUAUUGCUCCUCGGAGGCGGCUCCGGCUCCGGGCUUGACCACCACCCUACUACAAUCCCCCCGUAGUGCCCCCAGUCCGAUCUGACCCAGUUAGCUGGAUCAGGACUGCCGACGCGCACCCCUGGCUUGGCGCGUGAGGCAGGAAUGGACCGGACCUGGCAGACGAUACGCACCCUUUGCAUGGUGCGUGGAGCCGGAACAGGCCUCACCAGGCUGAAGACUCGCAUCCCUGGCUUGGUGCGAGUAGCAGGAAUGGGCUGAAUCCGGCUGACGACUCGCACCCUUGGCUUGGUGCGAGUAGCAGGAAUGGGCUGAAUCCGGCUGACGACUCGCACCCUUGGCUUGGUGCGAGUAGCAGGAAUGGGCUGAAUCCGGCUGACGACUCGCACCCUUGACUUGGUGCGAGUGGCAGGAACAGGCAGAAUCCGGCUGACGACUCGCACCCUUGGCUUGGUGCGAGUAGCAGGAAUGGGCUGGACCAGGCUGGCGACUCGCACCCCUGGUUUGGUGCGAGUGGCAGGAACAGGCCGGACAGGGCUGACGAAACGCACCAUAGACUUGGUGCGGAGAGCAGGCACGGGUCUGACAGGGCUGGCGACGCGCACCACAGACUUGGCGCGGAGAGCAGGAACGGGCCGGACAGGGCUGACGACGCACACCACUGGCUUGGUGCGGGGAGCUUGGAUGGGCCGGACUGUACUGGGGACACACACCACUGGCCCUACACCGGGAUCUGGAACGGGCCGGACCGGACUGGCAACACACGCCAGUACCUCUCGCCGUGCCUCUACUUCCUCCAUCCCCUCUUCGACCAGUGGCCCCCGUAACCCGACGGCCUCCUCCGGCAACCCACUGGACCGCUCUAUCGCGGCCUCCUGCUGGUCCGACGUCGUGAGCCCCCCCCUAAAAAAUUUCUGGGGUUCUCUCCUCUUCGUGGACCAGGCCUCCAUCGUUCUCGCCAGACUAUCACCCCACUGCUCCAAAGUCCAACCUCUCUCCUCUUCUCUUGGCUUGGCCCAGUCGAGACUCCUACUCAACUGCUCCCAAGUCCAUCCUCUCUCUUCUUCAUGCUGCUUGAUCUGGUUAAGGUGGGUUUUUCUGUCACGAUCGUCUAAUGAGGGAGACCAAAGCUCAGCGCGUUGAGCGAACACGACUUUAUUAAAUUAAAGUACUCACUACAAAAAACAACAAACAAUGACGAAUCGUGAAGUCCUCAGUUACAAUGACUGACAAGGAACAAAAACCCACAACACUAAGGUGAACACUGACAGUUUAAAUAUGGCUCCCAAUCAGAGAUAACGAGCCGACAGCUGACACUCGUUACCACUGAUUGGGAGUCACACGACCAAACAAGGAAACCCAACCAAAUACAACACAACCAAUACCAAACACAACCAAAUGAACACACCCUGGCUCAAAAUACACAGUCCCGGAGCCAGAGCGUGACAUUCUGGAUCAUCCAAAUGCACUCUAGCAAACUUCAGACGGGCCUGGACAUGUACUGGCUUAAGCAGGGGGACACGUCUGGCACUGCAGGAUUUGAGUCCCUGGCGGCGUAGUGUGUUACUGAUGGUAGGCUUUGUUACUUUGGUCCCAGCUCUCUGCAGGUCAUUCACUAGGUCCCCCCGUGUGGUUCUGGGAUUUUUGCUCACCGUUCUUGUGAUCAUUUUGACCCCACGGGGUGAGAUCUUGCGUGGAGCCCCAGAUCGAGGGAGAUUAUCAGUGGUCUUGUAUGUCUUCCAUUUCCUAAUAAUUGCUCCCACAGUUGAUUUCUUCAAACCAAGCUGCUUACCUAUUGCAGAUUCAGUCUUCCCAGCCUGGUGCAGGUCUACAAUUUUGUUUCUGGUGUCCUUUGACAGCUCUUUGGUCUUGGCCAUAGUGGAGUUUGGAGUGUCACUGUUUGAGGUUGUGGACAGGUGUCUUUUAUACUGAUAACAAGUUCAAACAGGUGACAUUAAUACAGGUAACGAGUGGAGGACAGAGGAGCCUCUUAAAGAAGAAGUUACAGGUCUGUGAGAGCCAGAAAUCUUGCUUGUUUGUAGGUGACCAAAUACUUAUUUUCCACCAUAAUUUGCAAAUAAAUUCAUAAAAAAUCCUACAAUGUGAUUUUCUGGAUUUCUUUUCCUCAAUUUGUCUGUCAUAGUUGACGUGUACCUAUGAUUAAAAAUUACAGGCCUCUCUCAUCUUUUUAAGAGGGAUAACUUGCACAAUUGGUGGCUGACUAAAUACUUUUUUCCCCCACUGUAUAUAUAUAUUUUUUUCACCUUUAUUUAACCAGGUAAGCCAGUUGAGAAAAAGUUAUAAUUUACAACUGCGACCUGGCCAAGAUAAAGCAAAGCAGUGCGAUAAAAAAAAUAAAACACAGAGUUACAUAUGGGGUAAACAAAACAUAAAGUCAAAAAUACAACAGAAGAUAUAUAUACAGUGUGUGCAAAUGUAGCAAGUUAUGGAGGUAAGGCAAUAAAUAGGCCAUAGUGCAAAAUAAUUACAAUUUAGUAUUAACACUGGAAUGAUAGAUGUGCAAGAGAUGAUGACUGGGGUGCAAAUGAGCAAAAUAAAUAACAAUAUGGGGAUGAGGUAGUUGGGUGGGCUAAUUUCAGAUGGGCUGUGUACAGGUGCAGUGAUCGGUAAGGUGCUCUGACAACUGAUGCUUAAAGUUAGUGAGGGAGAUAAGAGUCUCCAGCUUCAGAGAUUUUUGCAGUUUGUUCCAGUCAUUGGCAGCAGAGAACUGGAAGGAAUGGCGGCCAAAGGAGAUGUUGGCUUUGGGGAUGACCAGUGAGAUAUACCUGCUGGAGUGCAUACUACGGGUGGGUGUUGCUAUGGUGACCAAUGAGCUAAGAUAAGGCGGGGAUUUGCCUAGUAGUGAUUUAUAGAUGACCUGGAGCCAGUGGGUUUGGCGACGAAUAUGUAGUGAGGACCAGCCAACAAGAGCAUACAGGUCACAGUGGUGGGUAGUAUAUGGGUCUUUGGUGACAAAACGGAUGGCACUGUGAUAGACUACAUCCAAUUUGCUGAGUAGAGUGUUGGAGGCUAUUUUGUAAAUGACAUUGCCGAAGUCAAGGAUCGGGAGGAUAGUCAGUUUAACGAGGGCAUGUUUGGCAGCAUGAGUGAAGGAGGCUUUGUUGCGAAAUAGGAAGCCAAUUCUAGAUUUAACUUUGGAUUGGAGAUGCUUAAUGUGAGUCUGGAAGGAUAGUUUACAGUCUAAUCAGACACCUAGGUAUUUGUAGUUGUCCACAUACUCUAGGUCAGACCCGCCAAGAGUAAUGAUUCUAGUCGGGUGGGCGGGUGCCAGCUGCGUUCGAUUGAAGAGCAUGCAUUUAGUUUUACUAGUGUUUAAGAGCAGUUGGAGGCUACGGAAGGAGUGUUGUAUGGCAUUGAAGCUUGUUUGGAGGUUUGUUAACACAGUGUCCAAUGAAGGGCCAGAUGUAUACAAAAUGGUGUCGUCUGCGUAGAGGUGGAUCUGAGAGUCACCAGCAGUAAGAGCGACAUCAUUGAUAUACACAGAGAAAAGAGUCGGCUCGAGAAUUGAACCCUGUGGCACCCCCAUAGAGACUGCCAUAGGUCCAGACAACAGGCCCUCCGAUUUGACACAUUGAACUCUAUCUGAAAAGUAGUUGGUGAACCAGGCGAGGCAUUUGAGAAACCAAGGCUAUUUAGUCUGCCAAUAAGAAUGCGGUGGUUGACAGAGUCAAGAGCCUUGGCCAGGUCGAUGAAGACGGCUGAACAUUACUGUCUAUUAUCGAUCGCGGUUAUAAUAUCGUUUAGGACCUUGAGCGUUGCUGAGGAUCACCCAUGACCAGCUCGGAAUCCGGAUUGCAUAACGGAGAAGGUACGGUGGGAUUCGAAAUGGUCGGUGAUCUGUUUGUUAACUUGGCUUUCAAAAACGUUCAAAAGGCAGGGCAUGAUGGAUAUAGGUCUGUAACAGUUUGGGUCUAGAGUGUCACCCCCUUUGAAGAGGGGGAUGACUGCGGCAGCUUUCCAAUCUCUGGGGAUCUCAGACGUUACGAAAGAGAGGUUGAACAGACUAGUAAUAGGUGUUGCGACAAUUUCGGCUGCUAAUUUUAGAAAGAAAGGGUCCAGAUUGUCUAGCCCAGAUGAUUUGUAGGGGUCCAGAUUUUGCAGCUCUUUCAGAACAUCAGCUGUCUGAAUUUGUGUGAAGUAGAAGCGGGUGGUGGGGGGUGGGGGAGCAUGGGCAAGUUGCAGCGGAGGGUGCAGAGCUGGUGGCCGGGGUAGUGGUAGCCAGGUGGAAAGCAUGGCCAGCAAAAUGCUUGUUGAAAUUCUCGAUUAUUGUAGAUUUAUCGGUGGUUAUAGUGUUUCCUAGCCUCAGUGCAGUGGCCAGCUGGGAGGAGGUGCUCUUAUUCUCCAUGGACUUUACAGUGUCCCAAAACUUUUUGGAGUUAGUGCUACAGGAUGCAAAUUUCUGUUUGAAGAAGCUAGCCUUUGCUUUCCUAACUGCUUGUGUAUAUUGGUUCCUAAUUUCCCUGAAAAGUUGCAUAUCGCGGGGGCUAUUCGAUGCUAAUGCAGUACGCCACAGGAUGUUUUUGUGCUGGUCAAGGGCAGUCAAGUCUGAGGAGAACCAGGGGCUAUAUCUGUUCUUCUUGUUUUUAAUGAUGGGGCAUGUUUAUUUAAGAUUGAGAGGAAAGCACUUUUAAAGAACAACCAGGCAUCCUCUACUGACGGAAUGAGAUCGAUAUCCAUCCAGGAUACCUGGGCCAGGUCAAUUAGGAAGGCCUGCUCGCUAAAGUGUUUUAGGGAGCGUUUGACAGUAAUGAAGGUUGGUCUUUUGACCGCGGACCCGUUACGGACGCAGGCAAUAAGGCAGUGAUCACUGAGAUCCUGGUUGAAGACAGCGGUGUAUUUAGAGGGUAAGUUAGUCAGGAUGAUAUCUAUGAGGGUGCCCAUGUUUACGGAUUUAGGGUUGUACCUGGUAGGUUCCUUGAUAAUUUGUGUGAGAUUGAGGGCAUCUAGUUUGGAUUGUAGGAUGGCCGGGGUGUUAAGCAUAUCCCAGUUUAGGUCACCAAGCAGUAUGAACUCUGAGGAUAGAUGGGGGGCAAUCAAUUCACAUAUGGUGUCCAGGGCACAGCUGGGGGUCUGUAGCAAGCGGCAACAGUGAGAGACUUAUUUCUGGAAAGGUGGAUUUUUAGAAGUAGGAGCUCAAACUGUUUGGGCACAGACCUGGAUAGUAUGAUAGAGCUCUGCAGGCUAUCUCUACAGUAGAUUGCAACUCCACCCCCUUUGGCAGUUUUAUCUAGAUGGAAAAUGUUGUAGUUGGGUAUGGACAUUUCAGAAUUUUUGGUGGCCUUCCUAAGCCAGGAUUCAGACACUGCUAGAACAUCAGGGUUGGCGGAGUGUGCUAAUGCAGUGAAUAACUCAAUCUUAGGAAGGAGGCUUCUGAUGUUAACAUGCAAAAGCCAAGGCUUUUACGGUUACAGAAGUCAACAAAUUAUAGCGCCUGGGGAGUAGGAGUGAUACUGGGGGCUGCAGGGCCUGGGUUAACCUCUACAUCACCAGAGGAACAGAGGAGGACUAGAAUAAGGAUACGGCUAAAGGCUUUAAGAACUGGUCUUCUAGUGCGUUUGGUACAGAGAAUAAAGGGGGCAGAUUUCCGGGUGUUGUAGAAUAGAUUCAGGGCAUUAUGUACAGACAAGGAUAUGGAAGGAUAUGAGUACAGUGGAGGUAAACCUAAGCGUUGGGUAACAAUGAAAGAGAUAGCAUCACUGGAGGCACCGAUUGAGCCGGUCUCGGCGUGUAUGGGGGGUGGAACAAAGGAGCUAUCUGAGGCAGUUUGAGAGGGACUUGGGGCUCUUCAGUGAAAUUGUAUAAUAAGAACUAACUGGAACAGCCAUAGGCAAGGCAUAUUGACAUGGAAGAGAGGCAUAAAGCAAUCACAGGUGUUAUUCGAGAGAGCUAAGACAACAACUGGUAAUGGCGAUGAAAGUUUGGGCUGAGGCUAAACAGAUAAAACAGGACAGGGUACCGUGUAAAGGAACAGUCCAGCAGGCAUCAGCUGUGCAGCUGAGUGAUCAUAAGGUCCAGUGAACAGCAAUGUGAGUCCGAGAGCAGUUCGAAUUGGUGCUACAGCACAGGCGAUCAGGAAGCACGGCUGUUGAAUUGCGUGUGCUAGCGGGCCGGGGCUAGCAGAUGGAUCUUCGUGGUCGUCGCAACGGGAAGCCUGUUGAAACCACAGACGAUUACGUUGGCAGACCAGUCGUGAUGGAUCGGCGGGGCUCCGUGUCGACACUAGGAGGUCCCGUCCGGUUGACAGAGAGGUAGAUAGCCGGGAGAUGGGCCUGACUCAAGGCUAGCUCAAGGCUGAUUAGCCAACCACAACAUCCAUUCGUUUGCAGCUAGCUAGUUGCGAUGAUCCGGUGUUAAAGGUCCAGUGAUUCAGGUGAUUCCGGCAGAAAAUCCGAUAUGUUCUGGGUCGAUAACGCGCUGUGCAGACUCAAGACAUUUCAGCUUUUCAUUUUUAAUUAAUUGAAAAAAAAAAAUAAUAAUAAUAAUACUUUUACAUUAUUGGAUAUUGUGUGUAGACCAGUGACAGAAAAUCUCAAUUUAAUCCAUUUUAAAUUCAGACUGUAACACAUAAAAAAAUAAAAAUAAUCAAAGGAAAUGAAAACUUUCUAAAGCACUGUACAUGUAAACAGGAGUAAUUGUGACAAGUAGCAGGAUAAAAUAGAUAGAUACUAAUGGUAAUAGCAAUCAAUAAUCAAUGAACGGCAACAUAGUGGUAGUAAUAAAUCGAAUCAAUAAUCAUUUUAGCUGUGCGUAGGUGUGACGGAGAGCAGUAUUUGUUAACCAUUUAACAGUCUUAUGGCCAGGGGAUAGAAGCUGUUUAGGAGUCUGUUGGUCUGUGUCUUGAUGCACCGGUACCGUCUGCCAGACGGGAGCAAGGAGAACAGUCCAUGUCUCGGGUGGCUGGAGUCUUUGGCAAUUUUUGGGGCCUUUCUCAGACACCGCCUGGCAUGUACGUCCUGGAUAGAACAAUGCAGCUGCUGCUGUUUAGAACCAGAGUUACCAAAUGCAGUUUACUCAUGAGAUGUAGUGUAGCAGCUAGUUAGCUUGAAAUAGAUGAUAAACCCAUAAGGAUAUUAGUGAGGCCCAGGAACAGAUGUGCUGUAAUGAUUGGUUUUAUUAGUGGCUGUAUUCUGUUAGAUGGUUGUGAUGUGAUGCUCUUCACUGGGUUCAUAGAGAGCAUAUUAGGUCAUCUUUGCCUAUAUUGAAGAGGGAACACAUUUCUUACAUUUGAGUAAAUUUGAGAGAUUUAUCAAUGUGUAUUUGAUUUAUAACAGUCAUUCCUCUUUUUUUUUUUUUACAUUUUAGUCGUUUUAGCAGACGCUCUUAUCCAGAGCGACUUACAGUUAGUGAGUGCAUACAUUAUUAUUUUUUAUUUUUUCAUACUGGCUCCCCUUGGGAAUCGAACCCACAACCCUGGCGUUGCAAACGCCAUGCUCUACCAACCGAGCUACAUCGCUGCCGGCCAUUCCCUCCCCUACCCUGGGUGACGCUGGGUCAAUUGUAGCCGCCCCAUGGGUCUCCCGGUCGCGGCCGGCUACGACAGAGCCUGGAUUCAUCCCUGUGUAAUGCUGGUUAGAGAUGAAUGGACACAAACAGUUUUGAUAGGCAGUUCAUUUAAAGACUAUGCCACAUCUCGGAAAUGCCCAACUUUUUAAUACCUUCAAGAAAUUAAGAUAUUCUCAGUGGAUAGAAAAUAUGCUAAUGAUGUUUUUUCUUUCCCUAAAGCCCCUCCCACUUUUACGACCACACCCCCACAGUAUGUGGAGGCCAAGGAGGGGGGCAGCACUCUGCUGACUUGCUCCGCCCAGGGAAACCCCAAACCAAUGAUCAGCUGGCUGAGGGAUGGGGAGAACCUUGCAACCAGUGGAAAAUACACGGUAAGCCAAACUGGACAACAAAUGUACUGUACCUCCGGCUAGAAAUACAUGCCCUUUAAACCUUGAAUCAGCAGUGAAAUGGCCUGUGAAAGUGAUUCUAUUUUAGGUCAGUGGAAAUAAAACAUGCUAGCUAUUUUCUCCAGGUUAAUAUCGGAUUUGUCAAUUUUCUAGGGCUGCCAUGACAUUCUUUGAUAUUUAGGGAAAGGAGCCUUGAAGGUAUGUGGAUUCCAGAUAAUUUAGCCCUUUAAGUUCUUGGAGUCAUUCAGAUGUGACGUUGAAAUCUUAGAUAUUAUACCUGUCUUACAUGCUUAAGACCAGCCCCACCCCACCGCUUCUGAAGAUGUCACUGCUCCUGAUGUUUUUUUUGCUAUGGAACAAAGGUACAGUAAGCACUGAACAGUAUGGAAAUAUUCAGAACAACUACGUAUGGCUAGGCUAUACAAUACAAGCUUUCACAGACUCCAAAACAGUCUCUACACAAUGUUCUCAUGCCUGAUGAAGACAAUUUGAGUUGUGAAUGGAUUAUCAUUUGAUGAAAACUGAUUAUUUGUCUAAAAACAUGCCUUUUCCUCGAUCUGGGUACUUGGGCUGUAGAUAUACCAUACAAUCUUUCACAGACUCCAAAACAAUGUGUACACAAUGUUAUCAGUUUAGGGAAGCCUGAUCAUGACAAUUUACAGUUGUGAAUGCUACACUCUUUUUAUGAAAAUGUAUGAUUUGUUUUGAUUAAAAACAUGCAUUUUCCUCUAUCUGGGUACUCAGACUAAGCUGUAGAUAUACCGUAAAAGCUUUCACAGACGCCAAAACAUUCUCUCAAUCUACACUAUUUUGGUGGCAAUACAGUAGGUCAUUUUCUUAAAACGUGCAUUUUCGUCUAUCUGGAUACUCAGACUGGCUGUAGAUAAGCUUAUUCAUUCUGUUUCAUAACUAAUGUUCAAGUAAGAAGGCAGUCUAUAGGUGUGGUGUUGUAUGCUGGAGGAAAUCUUCAGCACACACCACCAUCUGCCUGAGUAUACGUGAGACUGCUGUCUGUCUGUGCACUUUUCACUGCACCCAGAUUGCAGAUCGAGAAGCCCUUAAUUGGACUGUCUGGCAUGUCUGUGAUUGGCCAGGAGAGUCUGUCAGUCAGGCUGCAGAAGGCCUGCAGAGGGCGGGUCCCUGAGGGGAGGAAGAACAGUCCAGGCGUGUCAAGCCUCGGUUGCACCCCCUCUCUCAUUUGUCAUGUUUUGAGUUAGUGUUCCAGUUCUCUUUAAGGAACCCUGUGAACCAUGGACAACCCCCUCUCUCACCCCUCUCUCACCCCUCUCUACACUCAGAUGUUUCAGAUGGAGUAAAUCCCUGAGCUUGCUGAAGGCUUGCUGAAGGCUGCACCUAACAUUUGGACUUGAUGUGUGACGUACAGGAAGUGACAGCUCGCCUCAUUCCUGUGUCAUUGUGUCUGUCACUCAGCGAGCUGGCCCUGUGUCUUAUCCCUCUCUCACCCCUCUCUCACCCCUCUCUCAUCCCUUUAUCAUCCCUCUCUCAGCUAGUCACCCUUCUCUCAUCCCUCUUUCAUCCCUCUCUUUCAUCCAUCUCUCUCACCCCUCUCUUUCAUCCAUCUCUCACCCCUCUCUCAUCCCUCUCUCUCUCUUAUCCCUCACCCUCUCUCACCCCUCUCUCAUUCCUUUCCUCAACCCCUUUCUUAUCCCUCUCGCUAAUCCCUCUCUUCCCUCUCUUGUUCCCCUCUGUCACCCCUCUCUCUCACCCCUCUCUCUCACCCAUCUCUCACUCCUCCCUCACCCCUCUCUCAUCCCUCUCUCUCACCCAUCUCAGGCUCCCACACCACAGCCUCAUCAAAGGUUAGAGUGGAGGAGCCCAGGGCUUUAACAUGUUCGCCUUAGUAAACGAUCGGAAGACUUCCUCAUCCCUCCUACUGCAUCAAUAUUACGUUACUCUUAAUAUAAAUGUUAUACUAAACAUGAAUAUCAACAGUGAGCCAAGUGCCUCACAUCAAAGAGCAUGCUUUGAUGCACACAGCAUUUAGGCGUAUUGGUAGUAACGGUGGAAUAUGUUUAUGAUUUGUUUGAACCCUCAAAUUGCUUUUGAUUGGUUUGCUGUGAGAGGAAGCUAGAAAAAAAUGUAUAUACCCAAACAAGCCAUAGUCUAUACAUUUGAGGACUCCCAUUGUAGUAAAGAGAUGGUGGUAAUGAUUGCGCUCCAUGGAUAACUGGUGUCCAUGAGGACUUGGUAGAGAAUGGCAGGAAUAUGACAGUGGAGAGAAGAGGAGGAAUCAUGGUCAUCAUCUCAGCACCCCCUGCUGUUUGAGAUCCCACACAUUAGUCAAUGUGUUGUGUCUGAACUCCUCCUCCUCCUCCUCCACAUCCACCUUCGUCUUCUCAUCCUCCCCUCCCCUCCCCAUCCUCCCCUCCCCAUCCUCCCAUCCCCAUCCUCCCCUCCCCAUAGAAAUGGCCUGCUGACUAUUACACUGCUGCAAGUGUAGUGUAGGUUACUGUGUCAUAACUGUGGCCCAGCUAUGUGUGUUUGUCCUGCCAUGGAGUGGGAUUAACAGGGAGUCCUACCUCAGCUGGGCUGACCCAAGGCAGGAUGGACCACUGUUUGGGUGUGUCUAGUGGCUGCUAAACUCUCUUGGCUAAAAGGUUUGAGAGACAGAUUAAUAGGUAUAAUCCCAGAGGUUUAGCAGAUUCUCUCCCGUUUGCUUGAAUGGACAGGGCUACAGCUGUGUGUAACCUGAAUGGACAGAACCCAACAACCCUACUGCAUAAUUUACGAGGGUAUUUUUAUUAGGUUGGGUUAAUGUGUUCCCUCCCUGCUUAUUGGUUCCAGUCUGCGUCCUCCUCGGCAGAGGGGAGAGGUAAUACAGGUGCACAGUGAGACGUUUCCCAGGUUACCACCUGGAGAGAUUAGCUUCACAUCACAACCAAAGUUAAUUAGAGAAUAACUUCGUCCCCAGGCUUUUGCGCACAGCGCAUAUAAGCCUGGGAUAUCAACCACUCAAAGCUUUCCUUAGUGGGAGUGACCAUAGAAUUCUAUGGGUGUGACCUGAGUAAAGUAUUUGUCAUUUAAUUUUAGCGAAUCACACAACUGCAAGGCGUGGCUCUGUGGGAGAGUUAGGGGGAAGGUGUUGUGGGAGAUGAUUGGUUGGUAGAUUAAGCCAAUUAAGCCAAUGCCUAUGCGCCUGGAGUUUAUCUUGGCUCUCUGUAUUAGCUCACGAAGGCCAAGUUUGAUGCAUUGGUCUACCAGACUCUUCGCGCAUUUGGGCGGAAGUAUCUGGGAACGAGAUUAAUUCGAGAAUUACAUGAUGAUGAGUUUAGACUUUAGAGUAUUGGUUGUAUGCUCUCUAUAUUAAUACCUCUGUACACAGACCUACCCACCGACUCACAGAGCGAAACAUACAUUCCGACCAAAGACAAAAAAAACUCAAUCUUGCCUUGAUUUUGGUGUGCCAUUUCACUAGGUUAUGCUUAUACAUUUUACAUUUUAGUCAUUUAGCAGACGCUCUUAUCCAGAGCGACUUACAGUUAGCGAGUGCAUACAACUUCAUACUGGCCCCCCGUGGGAAACGAACCCACAACCCUGGCGUUGAAAGCGCCAUGCUCUACCAACUGAGCUAGAGGGGACUAUAAAUACCAUCUCUGUAUUUUUGAUCUGUCUCUCACAAACUUGUCCACCCCAGGUGCAUGAUGGGAGUCUGACAGUGCUGGGGAUCACUCGGGACGACAGAGGGGCGUAUACGUGUCGAGCCUUCAGCGACCAGGGAGAGGUGCUCCACACCACCCGUCUGCUGGUCCAAGGUAAGAGGACAACGGUCACACUGUAACGUCACAGAUGGAUGGAACUUCAGAGGAUGGAACUUGGGAGUCCCAUAGGGCGGCGCACAAUUGGCCCAGCGUCGGUUAUGGUGGUGUGAGGGAGAAAUCAUGACUUUUCUCUACUGAGGUGCACACUGAUUAUGAGUUUUGAGGAGAAGGUUCCUAGGACAAUUGCUGGCUGAAUACUGAAAGAACAGUUUGUCCUGACUGUCUGAAUAAUCCCUUAUCCGAGAAUCUUUAGGCUAUUUUUGCCCUACACAUGCUAUUAAACAUCUAUUACACGCCUACAGCUAUGCAGUACAGUGUCUAGAUUGUGUUUAAGAUAGAGAAAUUAAGUCCUGCCGCUAUCUACUUAAUAAGUCUCUGUUUCCUGCCUUUGUCACAGUAUGCAGGGAUAGUGUUUGGUUUUAUCAGUGUGGUAGUAUGGUUUAGUCUGUAUAAGUCAAUACUCUUAAGUCCUCUGGUGACCUAGUCUGCUGCUGCUGCUGCUGGUAGUGUGUGUAUAUCACUGUCUGUCUGAGGCGUACAUCACUGUCUGUCUCCGGUCCAUUAACCAGGCUCUCUCUCGCCUAGACAGACACAGACACAGAUCUGGGCUCUGCUCUGCUCUGAUAAAUGGAUCUGAUACAGGCUUCCUCCACUUCCUGCCUCUGCCUCUGCCUCUCUCAGUCUACAUCAAAAUCAAAUACACACACACACACACACACACACACACACACACACACACACACACACACACACACACACUCUCUCUCUCUCUCUCUCUCUCUCUCUCUCUCUCUCUCUCUCUCUCUCUCUCUCUCUCUCUCUCUCUCUCUCUCUCUCUCUCUCUCUCUCUCUCUCUCUCUCUCUCUCUCUAUCUAGCACUGGAUGAGUUAACAGCCGAUGGAGCAGGUUGGUUUUAUGGUAGGCUUGCUAGGUUUGAUGGUGGGGUAAAGAUGUGUCAAUUUCAGUCAAUGUGCAAGUGUCUAAAAGGAGGAUGGGCAAGAAGUGCUUGUUUACAUCUUGGAUUUUGAGUAAGGUUUACUCUAUUGAGCCCUCUAAACACUCGCACACACUGCAUGCACAUGCCUGAUAAUACAUUAAGUUUUUAAUUAAUUGGUCUGACUCCUCAUAAACCUCAUACAUGUCUUAGAUGGUUUGAAUAAAGUUUUUACAAAUCCAGAGUGAUUUGGAAUGUUUGGUACACCAGCAAUAUUGCAGCCUGUUUUUGUUUUUCAUUAAGGAGUAUCCAUCCAGAAGCAGGCUCUGUGGAAAUGUGCCAGUGAAGUUGUCUAAGGCUCUCUGAGCAAUUACAAGCAGCUAUCGGAUGAGUCGUGAUUCUCACUAAAAUUAUCUGUUUUUAUUUGUUCUGUGACUUAACCACUCUUUCAGUAGUCCUUCCUGGUGUAUAAAGCCAUUCAGUGUGUAUUUAUGAAAUAACCAGGAGGCUUGUAGCUGGGCCCACUUAUAAAAGACAGCUUACGUUUCACUGUCUGUAAUAUAGUACAGAGAGAUAGAGAGCAGAACACCAACCUCAGGGCACCGAGGGUUCAUGCUGUGGAGGCAUCUGCAAGUCUGGCAACCAAGUAUGUGGUUCAAGUUACAAUAUGCCUGCUUACUGUAUCUCAUAGGCUACUAGAGAGAAGCCUGUGCUAGGGGUCUACUGUAACAAUUAACAGAUGCUGUCUGAAUGGGUCAUAAGAGAAUAAUUUGAGUAUCCAUAUCUACACUGAACAAAAAUAUAAACGCAACAUGUAAAGUGUUGGUCCCAUGUUUCAUGAGCUGAAAUAAAAGAUCCCAGACAUUUUCCAUAAUCACAAAAAGCUGAUUUCUGUCAAAUGUUGUGCACACAUAUGUUUACAUCCCUCUUAGUGAGCAUUUCUCCUUUGCCAAGAUAAUCCAUCCACCUGACAGGUGUGGCAUAUCAAGAAGCUGAUUAAACAGCAUGAUCAUUACACAGGUGCACCUUGUGCUGGCGACAAUAAAAGGCCACUAAAAAAUGUUUUGAGGGAGAGUGCAAUUGCCAUGCUGACUGCAGGAAUGUCCACCAGAGCUGUUGCCAGAUAAUUUAAUGUUCAUUUCUCUACCAUAAGCUGCCUCCAACGUCGUUUUAGAGAAUUUGGCAGUACGUCCAACCGGCCUCACAACCACAGACCACGUGUAACCAUGCCAGCACAGGACCUCCACAUCCGGCUUCUUCAUCUGCGGGAUCGUCUGAGACCAGCCACCCGGACAGCUGAUGAAACAGUGGGUUUGCACAACAGAAUAAUUUCUACACAAACUGUCAGAAACCGUCUCAGGGAAGCUCAUCUGCGUGCUCGUCAUCUUCACCAGGGUCUUGACCUGACUGCAGUUCGGCAUCGUAACCGACUUCAGUGGCAAAUACUCACCUUCGAUGGCUACUGGCACGCUAGAGAAGUGUGCUCUUCACGGAUUAAUCCUGGUUUCAAUUGUACCGAUUGACUGAUUUCCUUAUAUGAAUUGUAACUCAGUAAAAUCUAUGAAAUUGUUGCAUGUUGCGUUUAUAUUUUUGUUCAAUCUAUGUUUUGUUGUACACUAAAAGCCUUUGUUUGUUUCCUGUAGGGCCACCGUAUAUUAAGUCACCGCCAGAGAACAUUACUGUCAACAUAUCCCAGAAUGCACGCUUCACCUGUCAAGCAGAGGCGUAUCCUGGCAACCUGACCUACACCUGGUUUUGGGAGGAAGAUAACGUGUACUUCACUAAGAAGUAAAGUUAUAAUCAAGAUCUUGUGUCUGUUUGUCUGUGUGACUUCCCUUUGGUCUUUGUCUUUUCCACCCUGUCAUCUAAAGGCUUUUGAAUCUUGUGUCCUCUCCUGUGAUCGUAUUUGAGUCUUCCAGACCCUGUCCUGGUGUUGUGAAUUUGAAUGUGUGUGUGUUUCUGUCUGUGUGUGUACAGUGAGGGGAAAAAAGUAUUUGAUCCCCUGCUGAUUUUGUAUGUUUGCCCACUGACAAAGAAAUGAUCAGUCUAUAAUUUUAAUGGUAGGUUUAUUUGAACAGCGAGAGACAGAAUAACAACAAAAAAAUCCAGAAAAACGCAUGUGAAAAAUGUUAUAAAUUGAUUUGCAUUUUAAUGAGGGAAAUAAGUAUUUGACCCCUCUGCAAAACAUGACUUAGUACUUGGUGGCAAAACCCUUGUUGGCAAUCACAGAGGUCAGACGUUUCUUGUAGUUGGCCACCAGGUUUGCACACAUCUCAGGAGGGAUUUUGUCCCACUCCUCUUUGCAGAUCUUCUCCAAGUCAUUAAGGUUUCGAGGCUGACGUUUGGAAACUCGAACCUUCAGCUCCCUCCACAGAUUUUCUAUGGGAUUAAGGUCUGGAGACUGGCUAGGCCACUCCAGGUCCUUAAUGUGCUUCUUCUUGAGCCACUCCUUUGUUGCCUUGGCCGUGUGUUUUGGGUCAUUGUCAUGCUGGAAUACCCAUCCACGACCCAUUUUCAAUGCCCUGGCUGAGGGAAGGAGGUUCUCACCCAAGAUUUGAUGGUACAUGGCCCCGUUCAUCAUCCCUUUGAUGCGGUGAAGUUGUCCUGUCCCCUUAGCAGAAAAACACCCCCAAAGCAUAAUGUUUCCACCUCCAUGUUUGACGGCGGGGAUGGUGUUCUUGGGGUCAUAGGCAGCAUUCCUCCUCCUCCAAACACGGCGAGUUGAGUUGAUGCCAAAGAGCUCCAUUUUGGUCUCAUCUGACCACAACACUUUCACCCAUUUCUCCUCUGAAUCAUUCAGAUGUUCAUUGGCAAACUUCAGACGGGCAUGUAUAUGUGCUUUCUUGAGCAGGGGGACCUUGCGGGCGCUACAGGAUUUCAGUCCUUCACGGCGUAGUGUGUUACCAACUGUUUUCUUGGUGAAUAUGAUCCCAGCUGCCUUGAGAUCAUUGAAAAGAUCCUCCUGUGUAGUUCUGGGCUGAUUCCUCACCAUUCUCAUGAUCAUUGCAACUCCACGAGGUGAGAUCUUGCAUGGAGCCCUAGGCCGAGGGAGAUUGACAGUUAUUUUGUGUUUCUUCCAUUUGCGAAUAAUCGCACCAACUGUUGUCACCUUCUCACCAAGCUGCUUGGCGAUGGUCUUGUAGCCCAUUCCAGCCUUGUGUAGGUCUACAAUCUUGUCCCUGACAUCCUUGGAGAGCUCUUUAGUCUUGGCCAUGGUGGAGAGUUUGGAAUCUGAUUGAUUGAUUGCUUCUGUGGACAUGUCUCUUUUAUACAGGUAACAAGCUGAGAUUAGGAGCACUCCCUUUAAGAGUGUGCUCCUAAUCUCAGCUCGUUACCUGUAUAAAAGACACCUGGGAGCCAGAAAUCUUUCUGAUUGAGAGGGGGUCAAAUACUUAUUUCCCUCAUUAAAAUGCAAAUAAAUUUAUAACAUUUUUUGACGUGUGUGUGUGUGCUGGUGCCCUGUUCUUCUGUGGUCCGGCAGCAGUAAGAGAGGGCCUAGCAGGGGGCUGUCUGGAGCAUGCCAGCCGGGUUAGCACGCUCUGAUGACAAUACCACAUGCCUGUUAUACUGUAGUAAUGAUCUGAAGCGUAGCCAGGAGCUCUGUCAGACUCGCCCCAAGCACUGCUUUAGUUUAGUGAUGAAGACGUUUUAGAAAGAACAAGUGACUGGGAGACCAAGUGUCUGUCUGGGAGAAUCAACCUGUCAGAGAGUCCCUUAGAAAGAGGCCCAUCUCAAAUUGUUUUCUAAAGGCCUGGAAAAAGGCUGUGCAUAAUCAACCCUAGGAUAAGACACUACUAUCCUAGUUGGGAUGCUUACAAUGUUUGGUCUAUCCUGGGAGCCAACAGUCUAUCACGAGAGGAUAUUUUUGGUCUAAUCACAAUAUUUAUUUACUCAAAUAGAUACAAUGUAUAGUUUAGAUGAAUUCAUAGUUUACAUUAGAAUAUUCCCUCUGCUAUUUCUUUUGCAUAAUGUCCUCUCAAAUAUUACUCAAAUUAACAUGGUGUGCAGUGGGUUUGUUCUUUGUUUGAAACACAGUGGGAAUAGAAUAUCUGCCAGUGUACACUUCAUGAGGGUACUUCAUUUAAAGUGGCAGUGAGAGAGAAAACACGAGGGCUGCAACAUCAGGUGAUUGUGGAAAUUAGGGGAUAUAUCAAAGAUUCAAUCAUCAAUCAUGGACAGUCUUACUGACAGUUGUGGCUGCUUUGCGUGAUGUAUUGUUGUCUCUACCUUCUUGCCCUUUGUGCUGUUGUCUGUGCCCAAUCAUGUUUGUACCAUGUUAUGCUGCUACCAUGUUGUGCUGCUGCCAUGUUGUGUUGCUGCCAUGUUGUUGGCAUGUUGUGUUGCUGCCAUGCUUUGUUGUUGUCUUAGGUCUCUCUUUAUGUAGUGUUGUGGUGUCUCUCUUGUCGUGAUGUGUGUUUUGUCCUAUAUAUAUAUAUAUAUAUAUAUAUAAUUAUUUGUUUUAUCCCCCGUCCCCGCAGGAGGCCUUUUGCCCUUUGGUAGGCCGUCAUUGUAAAUAACAAUUUGUUCUUAACUGUCUUGCCUAGUUAAAUAAAGGUUAAAUAAAAUAAAUAAAAAAUAUUUGACACGCAACUGCUCAAUCUUUUGGAAGCUAUUCAGCCUGGAUGGAUUUGACCAAAUGCUGCCCUCUCAUGGCAGACUUGUGUAAUUGCAUUAAUGCAGCCCCAGUGUGUGAGUGUGUCUAUGCUAUGGCAUGUUCGAUAACUGUCUGCUUCCUCUCGGCAGUGACCUGAAAAACAGAGUCCGCAUCCUCAUCGACGGAACCCUCCACAUCUUCCGGGUGAAACCAGAGGAUGCUGGGAAAUACACCUGCAGCCCAAGCAACAGCCUCGGAACUCCACCGUCAGCGUCAGCACACCUCUCUGUUCAGUGUGAGUGUUACCGUGGCGACGGAGAGAGGGAGGGUGGGGGGGGCAGACAAGGCUGGCUGGCUGUACUGGAACAGGAGGAGAAACAACAGUAUCACAGCCUGCAUAGUGGCAGCCAGAACACUGCUGCUCAACAGGAUUGUCAUCGGUGAUGCAGUACCAUACAUAUCGCCCUGCUGAAACUUUUCCACCCUUGGCUGAAUUUCAGAGUCAAUGGUCGGGAUGAGGGAAUGAUUAGAUAGUCCUACUGCUCAUCAUCUUGGUAGGGCCUCUCUCAUCACCAUAUUCUUAGCAUUUUUUCCCGUCUAUGAUUCCAGUCUCUGUAGAGUUGAUUAUAUUUCAUUGCUAGACACUGACAGAGACAGUCUGCUAGUCUCACCCCAUAGCAUGCUGCUCAGUCUGUCCUUCUCCCCUUAGAGAAAGAGUACUGGUCUCCUCAAUGUGCCAGACUGAAUUGAAACGGUGACCUUUUAGUUAAUCUGUUACUGUAUGUGGAAGGGAAAUGCAGAGAGAGAGAGAGAGAGAGAGAGAGAGAGAGAGAGAGAGAGAGCCGACCAUGACUGUCUUUGUGAUUGGCUUCAGAGGGUGACCAGAGCCCCUCGCUGGAGCGAAAAACCAAAUUCUGCAGUCUUACAGAACUGUCCUCUUUCCUGUUAUGUACAAUCCAAGUUGAUAGCUAAAGACAAUUAGUUAGCAGCUAGCUUGGGCCGCUAUAAAGUAACUUAUAAAAUAUAUAUUUUUUAUUGGUUUCCAUACCGACCAACUUAUUAUAGGAGAAGUACCUGGCAGUUGUAAUUGUGAUUGAACAGUUUCAGACUUUAUGCUCCAGUCUAUUUUCACUGAAACCAUCUCCUGUCCAUCUGCACAAAACCUCAUGCUCUGUCCUCUCUUACCUCUAAUUUCUGACCCUCAGACCCUGCCCGCGUGCUCAACAUGCCCUCCAUCAUAUACGUCCCACGGAAACUGCCAGGGGUCAUCCGCUGCCCGGCGGAUGCCAACCCGCCGGUGAUAUCAGUGAAGUGGGAGAAAGAUGGUUACCCUCUCAGAGUGGAGAAGGUCAGUCUCAGUCUGCCAUCCGUGGGGGUCUCUGUCUGUCUGGACUGAUGCUGAUUAUUAUCAUUCACCAUAACAGCUGUUCACAAAGCAUCCCAGAGUAGGAUUGCUGAUCUAGGAUCCCUUUUAGGUUUUCCCCGCUACUGAAUAUGACUAUAUGGACACGGAGGACCUGAUCCUAGAUCAGCACUCCUUCUUUAACACACUUUGAAUGCUGUGGAGAAUAUUGCAUCCCUGUGAUGUUGAGUGUACCUCCUCUCUCCUGUCCCAGUACCCCGGAUGGAGCCAGGCGCCAGAUGGGAGUAUCCGGGUGGCGGAGGCCACAGAAGACUCCCUUGGCACCUACACCUGUAUGCCUUACAAUGCCCUGGGUACUAUGGGCCAGUCCGACCCGGCCACUCUGGUGCUAAAGGUACUGGUACUGGAAGAAACCUCUGACCAAAUGUGAUAUGUGUAGUCUUCUCUCUCCCCCUUUUGGUGAGACUUGUUGUGAGACUUGGUCUGUGACAUUGUGUGUGUGUUGGCCAACAGGAUCCCCCUUACUUUAACGUGAGGCCUGGUGGGGAGUACCGCCAGGAGGCUGGUAGAGAGCUGGUCAUCCCCUGUGCUGCCUCGGGAGACCCUGAGAUACCAACCAUCACCUGGAGGAAGGUAUGAAACCACACUACAGCUGGGAGUAGUCUGAGAAGAGAAAUAUGGAAAACUCUAACUGCUUUUGUAAUAUGACAGACUAGUCCCAGUGAACUGUGUGUGUGUGUGUGUGUGUGUGUGUGUGUGUGUGUGUGUGUGUGUGUGUGUGUGUGUGUGUGUGUGUGUGUUCAAGGUGGGGAAGCCCAGCAAGAGUAAGCACAACAUCCUCCCGAGCGGCAGCUUACAGUUCCUGUCCCUCAGCAAGGAGGAUCAUGGGGAAUGGGAGUGUGUGGCCACCAAUGUGGUCACCAGCAUCACUGCCAGCACGCUCCUCCUCGUCAUCGGUACCGUCCCCUGUGACCUCAUAACCCUCUGUCCCCAUGCAUGUCUGAUGUUCCUAGUCAUCGGUACAGUCCCCUCUGUGUUUUCUCAGUUCUUCAGGGUUCAGAAUUUCAGUUAAUCUAAAUUGAAGUGGAAUUGAAGUGGAUUUGACAGCAACCCUGCAGCUCUCUGUUCCCAUUCAUGAUGACCCUAGUCCUAGCUGUACUGUAUGUAUACUGAAGUACUGCUUAGACAAGUGACUAGCUUGUGCGUGUUUACAGUACAUAUGAGUAAUAAGCAUACCUCAGGACUCUCACAGUCAUACACCCUAGCUGGCACUUUCCCAACUGUCCCCUCACUGGAGUGACAGGUGACAUGUCAGAGGUGCUGAGUGUGGAGCGGACAGCUUUGACGUUUCUGACCGUAGUGGUCAGGACAGCAGGUCUCCCAAGCCAUAGACCUUCACUCCCCUUCACCUCACCAUUAGUCAACAACACCUCACAGUACAGGGCAUUAGCCAAUCAGAUAGGCCAUUCACAGCCAUUGUAGACAGUUGUAUACUGUAGAGGACUGUGAAUGGUAGCAGCACAAUGUACAUUAUUUUUGGACAAUGAUAGUGAUUCAGAGUGAGAUGGCUUUUUAUACAUUGACAAAACAGCUGUUAUGGGAAUAACACACUUGACCCAUACUGUGGUCAUCUUAACCUUCACCAUACAGUACACAUAGACCUAACAGAUUGCUCUAUCACUCUUUAGUGUGGGCCAGAGCAAUAUACAGUAGAGAGAUAUAGAGAGGUAUACUGUAGAUGGGUCUGGUAUUAAAUAUGACAGUUUCUUUUCUCUGACCCUCAGGCACCAGCCCACACGCUCCAGGCAACAUCCGUGUGUUGCCCUCUGUGACCUCGGCCAAUGUGUCCUGGGAGCCGGGUUACGACGGAGGCUUUGAGCAGACAUUCUCAGUGUGGUAUGGCCCAGUGUGAGUACUCCCAGCAUACUCUAGUCUACUAUCACAUCUUAUACUCAGAUUGCAGCUGAUUCCCAUAAUAGAGCUGGGGGGACAGAGACUUUGGGGAUUGAUCUGCUAUAGAUAUGUAGGGAUUAGGGCUCUUAAAUUGACCGUAUUACCGCCACACCGGCGCCAUGAGUCAUAAUAAUAAUAAUAAUAUUCUAUUUAGCAGACGCUUUUAUCCAAAACGACUUACAGUCAUGUGUGCAUACAUUUUUACGUAUGGGUGGUCCUGGGGAUCGAACCCACUACCCUGGCGUUACAAGCACCAUGCUCUACCAAUUGAGCUACAGAGGACCACACUGCAGUCAAAUUCCACGGGACCGUUUAGUCACGGUAACUAGGCUUCUCCAAGCUCUGAUGCUGCUGAUGGUCAUUAGUAGCCUACCAAACUUGCUAACUACCUGGUACUCAGCACUCUAUUGUCCCUCUAAUCACUCUGAGGUCAAUGCAAAUGUAAUUGAAAAUGUAAUCAAACACUUCAUGAGAGCCCAUGAGCUCAUGUUGUGCAGCAUUUCUAUAGGCAAUGCAAUUGCGUGAGAAAACAGAGUUUUGAUGGCCUCUAUUAAGCUUUCUAUAGGCUUACUAUAUUUAUUUCUCAACUUUCCUAAUAUUAAGCACAUUGCUUCUCUUUACAACAGGAGUAUAGCCUAACUGGCUGGCAUGAAAAUGAACGACGGGAAAAGCAUCUUCCAUUUGCUAUUUCAUUGCAUACAGUGGCUCGCAAAAGUAUUCACCCCCCUUGGCAUUUUUCCUAUUUUGUUACCUUACAACCUGGAAUUAAAAUUGAUUUUUGGGGGAUUGUAUCAUUUGAUUUACACAACAUGCCUACCACUUUGAAGAUACAAAAUAUUUUUUCUUGUGAAACAAACAAGAAAUAAGACCAAAAAAAACAGAAAACUUGAGCGUUCAUAACUAUUCACCCCCCCAAAGUCAAUACUUGUAGAGCCACCUUUUGCAGCAAUUACAGCUGCAAGUCUCUUGGGGUAUGUCUCUAUAAGCUUGGCACAUCUAGCCACUGGGAUUUUUGCCCAUCUUCAUUGCAAAACUGCUCCAGCUCCUUCAAGUUGGAUGGGUUCGCUGGUGUACAGCAAUCUUUAAGCACAGAUUCUCAAUUGGAUUGAAGGGGGGGGAUGAAUACUUUUGCAAGGUACUGUAGAUGACAUGUAUUUUUUUCCCCUGCCCCUGUUUUGAGACAGGUGCAUGAUAAUGGUCCAUUCUAAAUCAAAACAAAUUUCACACAUAUAUUAUUUAGUAUAUGUAAAGAGAAGAUUAAAUCAAGAAUAGUCUGAUGGGUGACAAUAUUAGUCUAUCACUUGUGAAUUAUAUAUUAUCACUUGUGAAUGAUGCCCAGGUUGUGUGCAGUAAGGCAAGAAACAGCACAUUCCUUUUUUUGGUGACUUUUUCAAAUCAUAGUCGCACACCUCAUGUAGCCUAGCCCAUAGGCCUAUAUGUUUUGCUAAGAUUUGUAUCACAACUAAAGUGGCCAGAUAACUUCUUAAAAUUAAGCACAUUAAUCCGCUUUACAACGGGUGUAGAGCCUAACUGGCAUACAUAGGCAGCGGGUGAGUUUCAAGUUUGGGAAGAUAAUCUUCACCAUAAAAAUGGACCUUUAUAAUAAAGCAUUACAUGCAUAAUCACAUUUUUGAGAAUGGUGUUUUCCCGCUAAUUGAUUGCAUUUUGGAACAUUCAUGCUUAUAGCCUACUGCCGUGUGCGCAUUGCUGUGCUUAUAAUGUGAAGAAAUAGCCUAAUACUGUAGUUUAUCAACAUUUUAAGAUAAACGUUCUGAUCUGCUGCAUAAGCCUCAUUGCUUUUCAAAAAAAAAAAUUAUGCUAGUGGUUGUAUUAAUUUGGGAUCUAUCGCAUCCCACAACUCUCCCAGAGUAUGUUUGGAAUAUUUAUUUAUUGCACAGAAGGACAAGUUGACCAAUAGAAUAGGUCAACUUUCGUACUAUGGGGGAUAGUAGAUUGACAUAAGCUAGUGCUUUUGCUGUUUGUUAGGCCUACUCAUCUUGUUGGCUGACAAAAAGUAAAUUUGAACAGUUCUUCUAACAUCUUCAAUAUGCGGCUAUGAAUUUGAUAAGGACGCCUGCAGUUGUGUCCCCGAUGUAUCUCUCUUCACUUGUAGCCUGUGAGAAGGACUCGAGAUGCUGUGAGAAGGACCCGAUCACAUGACGGGCAUUGGCUAAUAAGAAUUGAGAUAUCUGAGCGAGCCAUGUGAGUGAGAGGUGCUUCGGAGCACGCAGCCAGGAGAAGGGAAUUAUAAUUAUUAUAUUCAGCACAAGGGCACCAUGGCCACUGGCUGCAAUAGGCAUGGAUCUUUUUUAAGGGGGCAUUACGGCAACACAAAGGGGAUGCCACCGGGAAAUUCGAGGCAUUAUCAAGUGCUUGUCAUAUUGUGAAUGAGAGACUAAUGAAGUGUGUGCAGCCUGCGCAAAAACUAAGUAGAGCUCAUGCCUUUCAUGCAACCUUUUUCACAUCAUCAUUAGAGUCGCAUCAUAGAAUGUAUUAAAAAUCUAAACAUAUAGCCCAACGUUUGUAUCACAACUAAAGUUGCAUAAAUAACUCUAAAUUAAGCAUAUAGGAGGACCUGUUUCUUUGUUAACCACUCAAAACAGAAUAGCCACAUGUGCGCACUCCCUUAAAUCGUUUGGAGAAAAUAUCCUUUCUAUUUUAUUCAGCUAUGUUCAAUUGUAUUAUUCAUACUAUAAAAUAAUAUAAAUAACGCCACAGAAUUUUAAGAAAAUAUUGUCUGCUAAAUGAACUAGUGUAGCCCACAGUCAUAUGGCAUAGCCAGAUCAAGGCCUAACAUAAGGACAACUCAGAGUAUGCUAUUCUGUUCUUCGGAAAUAGACUACAUUUUCCUCAUAUCAUGUUUCUUUAGACCUGUCUAAAAUAAAUAAUGGAUUUAUUGUGAUGGUGUAGGCUAUAUUAAAUGGAUUUAUUAGACUUUUUAAAAUGUAGAUUGUCAUGUCCGUUUAAGGACGGGUCAGACCAAGGUGCAGCGUGAAAUGCGUACAUGUUAAUUUCACCGAUACAACCAAACUAACAAAACAACAAACCAACGAAACGUGAAGUCCUAAGGCUAAACACAAAACAAGCCUACUCACGGAACAAGAUCCCACAACUAAUGCAUGCCAACAGGCUGCCUAAGUAUGAUCCCCAAUCAGAGACAAUGAGCGACAGCUGUCUCUGAUUGGGAAUCACACCCGGCCAAACACAGAACUACAACACCUAGACUGAAACAUAGAAAACACAACAUAGAACACCACACCCUGACUCAACAUAUAAGAGUCCCCUGAGUCAGGGCGUGACAUAGAUGUUCCAAAGGUCUGCAUCAGUGGCUUGUAGACUAUGUGUAGAAGCCAGGAGAUGCUAAGUAUGUUUAUGUUAAUUAAUGGUCUGUUACCGUGAGACCGCCAGUUAUUUGCUUGACAAUCAAUGGCUGACAACAUUUAAUGACCGCCACAGCCCUAGUAGGGAUCUGAUUUGUUAUCAAUAAGGAAACCUAUUGAUAAUUGAAUUACUUGAAUUACUGCAACAGUAUCCAGGGGCAAACAUACUAUCUUCAACAGGCAGGUUUUACAAUGCACAGUGCUAAUGGUUUAUUACUCAGUACUUCAGUUAUAUCACUCUCAGUUACUCAGUAUUUGUAUUUACAUUAUUUGCAUUGUUGAAGAGUAGGGCAUACAGUAAAUCACAGAAGAUGCAUAAUUCAUGUGUUUGUUUAUUAAAGACGUAAUGGGAUUUAAUGGCAAGACAUUCCAGUAACAUUCUAUUAGGCAACACCCACAAGGUGCCAUAAAAUCACUAUUAUUAUUUUAUGUACAUGUCAGCAGUCAUAAAACCAUACUGUGUUGAAUGGGGGCUGUCUGUGAAUUAAUCAUCUGAUAGAAGUGGGGCUUUUGACAGUCUAAUAUUAACAGCCAUUCUCAUCCAUUUCUCUUUCAUGGCCUGAUGGCACUUAAUGGACAUUUGUUGACUGUAAUAUUAAACCAUGUGCUUUGAGGAACAUUGCAUAUGCAUGGAGGCAUCUCUUGUUUACUUAAAUAAUGAAUUACUUGUACACAGAGCUGUUACUCAUAAAUGUACGAGUCAAAGUGAUCUAAUUACCUUUAGUUAAGAUUACAGAGAUGAUGACUGUGAUGAGCACAUUAAAAAGAGUAAAAUAUAGCCUAGCAACUGUAAUGUAUUGCAACACUGUGGCCAAUUGCCUGUGUAGUUUGACAGAGGCACACUACAUAAGACUGGCUAUCUACUCCAUAUCUUCUAUCUGAGUGUUACCAGGAUGGCCCAUUGACCUUAUAGUCGGGGUGCAGGUUAGUUAGUAUUGAUACCUCUCUGUGUUUUUGUCCCCCAAGGUUGAAAAAGGAGAAUUUUGGCCCUCAUGACUGGCACUCCAUGCCGGUGUCGGGGUCUCAGACGUGGUUGGUGGUGCCGGGUCUGGAGCCCAGGACAGAAUACCAGUUCAGCGUCCUGGCACAGAACAAGCUGGGCACAGGCCCUUUCAGCGAGGUCGUGACGGUUAACACAGUAGGUAGGUGGCACCAGCACCAGAACAGCCGCCUACACUAGACUGAUACUGUAAGCCUGUACUGUAGAUACCUAGAAUAGACUCUUUGGAAUGCAUGUUUUUUUAAGGAAACUCUAUAGCUUAUGUUAUGCCUUAACUUGAACUACAACGGAUUUGUAUUUAGAUGUUUGCACAUCAGUGUGUCCAUUUUAGACAAGUCAUGUUGAUUCUGUAUGCUCACAAUAUCAUUGGAACAACUGCUCUCUAGAGCCAUCUUCUAAAAUGCAGUUUGUAAUUGCUCUCACCAUCUUCCGUUUAUCUCUGAUUGAUCAAAUGUGCAUGUAUGGGUUUGUUAUGGCUGUUUGAAUAGUAUGAAUUGGUUAACUUCCUUCUAAAACUGGUCUGUUCUCUUGUCCCCUUAGUGUCUCCCCUGAGUACCCCUGAACCACAGGUACUUCUUACUCCACCACGGUGCCUCACAGCCAAUCGCACACAGCACGGCGUCCUGCUCACAUGGCUCCCGCCAGCCAAUCACUCCUCGCCUGUCGACCGCUACAUCAUGGAGUUCCGUCUCGGGGAGAGGUGGGAGGUCCUCGACGAUCUGAUCCCUGCCGCUGAGACUGAGCUGAUGGCCAGGGACCUAGUCCAGGUAAAGGACCGUACAUACCUCAAUGUAUAAACAAUGCUGUCUGUUUAUAGUGACAACUGUCGAUGUGUAAUGACUGUUCAUUAGAGUGUCAUAAACUGUCUAUAAGAUAAUAAUAAACACUAUAUAAAUCCUUCUAAGUAUACCUUCAUGUAAAGUGUUACCGCUAUUAUUUUGCUGAUGGCAGUUGUUUUGGGGUAAUGACACCUUUAUUUUGAGACAGUGGUUAUGCUGAGGUGAAUUGGACUGUGCUUGUGUUAUGUGUGUGGAAUGGACAGUGGAGGAGUGUGUUGUCUUGUGUCCCUGGCAGGAGUCCUGGUAUGAGUUCAGAGUCAUGGCCGUCAUGGAUGACCUCAUCAGUGACAGCAGUAAUGUGGUGGGAGUGUCCAGCACAGGUAAGUGUUACACCUAAUAUAUUACACACCUCAAUUCAGAAAUAUUCAAAUAAUAUUCCCAGAUUGCUACAAUGAGAUAUAAUAUUUUCAAAUGCUGCUGAUAUGUCACUCCAUUAAAUCCAUUUACCUCCAUGAGAUUGGUUCAUGAUUUGAAUGUGAAGUUCAUGUUUUGAAGGUGAAGUCCAUUUCCACCCCCCCCCCAUUUCUGAACCCCUGGGUACCUCUUCCGCCUCAGAUCCCUUCCCCCCUACGGAGGUGACUGAAGAGGGGUUGGCACGGCCCGUGGUAGCGGGCGUCGUGGCAACCAUCUGCUUUCUGGCGGCUGCGGUGCUCUUCAGUACUCUAGCAGCCUGCUUCGUCAACAAACAGCACCAACGCAAACUAAAACGCAAACCAGGUAUGCCUCCACUUCUUCUAACUUCUGUCUAACUUCUACUGUCCAUUCUCUGGUCUUGGUUGAAAUCUCUAAAUCUCUGUUUUGUCUCUUCUAAGACCCUCCCCUGUCUGUAACACACUUCAGGAAAAGCAUUGACUCACCGUAAGUACUAAAAACAAAACCAGAGAGUUUAAAAAACAGGAGCCAACCUUUUGAGCUCAUAUGCCGAUUCACAAUGCAGUAGUCACUGGAUUAAAUUUAGAUGCAACAAUAACUCCUAUUUACCUGUUUUAAGGGUUAUUGUUAUUGUCUCGGUUCGCUUCACUCCUGUUGAGUACCAUCUGUCAGGGCAGGGUAGCUUUGCUAGAGAUGAGUAUAGUUUGGAUGUACUCUAUAUAUACAAAGUAUGUGGACACCCCUUCAAAUUAGUGUAUUUGGCUAUUUCAGCCAAACCUGCUGCUGACAGGUGUAUAAAAUCGAGCACACCGCCAUGCAAUCUCCAUAGACAAACAUUGACAGUAGAAUGGCUUUACUGAAGAGCUCAGUGACUUUCAAUGUGGCACCGUCAUAGAAAGCCAUCUUUCCAACAAGUCAGUUCGUAAAAUGUCUGCCCCGCUAAAGCUGCCCCGGUCAACUGUAAGUGGAAACGUCUAGGAGCAACAACGGCUCAGCCGCGAAGUGGUAGGCCACACAAGCUCACAGAACAGGAUCGCGGAGUGCUGAAGCGCGUAAAAAUCGUCUGUCCUCGGUUGCAACACUCACUACCGAGUUCCAAACUGCCUCUAGAAGCAACGUCACCACAAGAACUGUUCGUCGGGAGCUUCAGGAAAUGGGUUUCCAUGGCCGAGCAGCCGCACAAAAGUCUAAGAUCACCAUGCGCAAUGCCAAGCGUCAGCUGGAGUGGUGUAAAGCUCGCCGCCAUUGGACUCUGGAGCAGUGGAAACGCGUUCUCUGGAGUGUUGAAUCACGCUUCACCAUCUGGCAGUCCGAUGGACGAAUCUGGGUUUGAUGGAUGCCAGGAGAACGCUACCUGUCUGAAUGCAUAGUGCCAACUGUAAAGUUUGGUGGAGGACGAGUAAUAGUCUGGGGCUGUUUUUCAUGAUUUGGGCUAGGUCCCUUAGUUCCAGUGAAGGGAAAUCUUAACGUUACAGUAUACAAUGAUCCUAGACGAUUCUGUACUUCCAACUUUGUGGCAACAGUUUGGGGAAGGCCCUUUCCUGUUUCAGCAUGACAUUGCCCCCAUGCACAAAGCGAGGUCCAUACAGAAAUGGUUUGUCGAGAUCGGUGUGGAAGAACUUGACUGGCCUGCACAGAGCCCUGACCUCAAACCCAUCGAACACCUUUGGAAUGAUUUGGAACGCCGACUGCUAGCCAGGCCUAAUCGCCCACAUCAGUGCCCGACCUAACUAAUGCUCUUGUGGCUGAAUGGAAGCAAUUCCCCCCAGCAAUGUUCCAACAUCUAGUGGAAAGCCUUCCCAGAAGAGUGGAGGCUGUUAUAGCAUCAAAAGGGGGGACCAACUCCAUAUUAAUGCCCAUGAUAUUGGAAUGAGAUGUUUGACGAGCAGGUGUCCACAUACCUUUGGUUAUGUAGUGUAUAUUGUGUGUAUGUCAAGGGUUUGGAGAGAGGUCUAUGUUAAAAGGAAUUGGAUGUGUUGACUUGUUGGAAUAGCUAGAUGGUCAAGUUAAUGAAAAUGUUCCAGUUGUUUAUAUCAGAAUAGUGAAGUCUGGUCCUCUUGUGACUCCAUGAUGGUCCCUCCUGUGUUGUGUGGAGGUUUGGCUUAGUUGACAGAUGACCGUGGCCCAUGUCAUUUGUGUGUCUCCCACCGCAGGCCUCCUCUCACCCCCUUGCCCGGGGUAGAGCCCUGCUGGGACGUGCCAGCCAGGAGCAGCUUCAUGCCCCCACCAGCCAGCUCCCUGUGAGUGCUUAGCUGCAUGCACCAUACCACAGGGUGUGUUGUGCUGUACUACGCUAUGCUGGCUUGGCUACAUGGAUAAUAUAUGCAUUUUAUAGAUUUGAUUUACUUAGUGCUCCGCUGGCCUAAAUGCAUGCACAAUAUACUGUAUAUGCACUGUAUAGGGAUUUGUGUUUGCGUUGGCUCAGCUGCAUGUACAGUACUGUGUAUAUGCACUCUAUAGUUUACUGUGUUGUUUACAGUGCUGCUCCUGGUGUGUGGCAAAUAGAAAAGAAGGCAUGGUUGGAUGUCAUCUGCUUUUUUCUUAUGCCAUAAAAGCAUUUGGCACAGCAUUUGUCCCCAACAAGACAAAUGGGCCUCAGUUUUUGCCCAAGAGCGAGUAAAAUAAUAUCUGUGAGAUGGUUGUCAUGGCUGCUUGGUAACGGUUCCUUUCUCAUACUGUCGCCGUGGCUACAUUCAUUAGCUUCAAUGCUAGCAGAAUGCACUGGAUACUAUCAUAAUGCAGAGGUUGAAUACAAAUAAAACAGGUGUAUUUGCUUUGACAUGGUACCAUGUCUUUGGGUUUUCUCAUCUGUCUAGCAUAGUAUUGAUGCAUACUGUGGAUAAUAUGCUAUUUUACACACAAUUAGGCUAUUUAUUGAUUAAUAACUGCUGUUUAAGGGGUUAAUUAUGAAGCCAUCAUGUUUGAGUGUCUGUCUCUGUGUUGGUUGUCUCUGACAGGCUGUCCUCUGGGAAGAUCAGUCCAGAGAGCUCCCCUCCCGCCUCGCGGCCCCAGUCCCUGUCCUCAGAUGGGGCCCACGGCCCGGGCCUGUAUGUCAGGAGACUGCCCAGCCCUCAGAGAGACAAGGACAAAGAGCUCUCCUUCUACAAGAAAACCAAGCGUGCCAUAGCCAGCAAGAAGUACAGCGUGUCCAAGCACGAGGCAGAGGUCACCAGCCCCAUCGAGCUGAUCAGCCGCGGUCCCGACGGCCGUUUCAGUAUGGCCAGCCCGCCAUCAGCCCACCGCCGCAUCCAGGGCUUCCCGUUCGCCGAGGAGUCUGACAUGUACCCCGAGUUCCGGCAAUCCGACGAGGAGAAUGAUUUUGACCCCGGGCCCCUGCCCCCGAUCAUGGCCACGCUCCGACCACAGCUCUCCCCAACAUCUUCCAGCCUGGAGUCCACGCAGCCCCCCAACUACAGCCCCCGCCUCCACAGGCCCAUGGAAGGUAUGAGCUUUGUGGAGGGCAGUGGGCAUCAUGCUGCAGGGCAGGCCCCAGCCUCCCGCUACAGGGACUUUCCCCAGGUCCCCUUCUAUGGGUAUCUAGGCAGCCACGGGGAAUCGGGAAUUCCGCCACCUUUUUACAUGCCUUACAUCAGUCCGCGUAGCUCCGCUCUGUCCUCCCCCCCAGGCACUGCUGACGGGGGGCCCUACGGUUAUCCCUCCAUCCCGGAGGAGAGGGAAGAGAUGGAGCUCCAUCAUCAGUACACUGCCUCUGGCCAUUCCCUCCCACAUCCACAUAGCCCUACCCCUCGCUCCCCUCGCUCACCUGACAGCUGGCAGCCUCACGAGUUCCCCUUCCUGGGUCUGGAGGGGCCCCGCUUCGUUUAUCCACCUCACCAUCCCUUACAUCCUCACCAGGACCUUCCCGACCCUCCACCGUACCCCCCUCUCCACUCUCUUCCCCCCAGCCGCCUGCACCUCCCCAGCCCUCGGCUCCUGCAGUUGGAGGUCCCCAUGGCUCCACAGGGCAGAGACCGACCCCCAGGCCCUCCAGCUAGGCGCUUAGCUAUGCAACAGGCCCAGAGUCUCGGCCAGCUCAGACACACAUCCCACGGUGUGGGUGUACCAGUGUUGCCUUACCCUGACCCAGCAGCCUGUGCAGGGAGCCCAAGCACAGCCCCUAGCAGCAGCCCCCAAUCCUGGCUCAGCCCGAGGUCAGGGCGUAGGACAGACCCCUCCCUACCCCCGCUGGUCCUCCAGCCCUCCCACCUAUCCCCCCUUUCCCAGAGCCCCCUUAGCACCCAGCCAGGUUCCCCGGAUAUCCUAGUCCGCCCCCCACCCCACCCCAGCAUCCUCCGCACCUCCCGCUCUCUGGAGAUGCCUGAGAUCACCCUGCACCCCCAAGCCACCGUCAGUUUCUCCCAAAGGUCCUCCCUGGCCUCCUCCCCCACCCAGGGCCAGCAGGGAAGCAGCAGGCCCAGCCCCAGUUACCGCCCCCACAUGUCCUAUGCCUCCACAGCAGCCAGUUACCCCUCCCAGUCCCCCUCUCCCCCCUUGGAGGGCAGGGAUGUGUUCGGGCAGUGGCCGUCCCAGAGGAGGACAGAGGAGGAGAUGCUGCCCUCAGAGCCCUCCCAGCUCCAGAUAUCCGCCUCAGGGUAGGUGACCUACACCGGUCCGGCAGGGACAGCAACACACUAACUAAAGCACAAAACAAACUUCUCCAACCUGGGCACUCAAUUCUAAAUGUAUCCCCAGUUUAUAGAAUAUGAUGUAAUGUUUUACUUUUGGCAUACCAAUAAUGCAUAUUUAGGCUUUAUAUGCAGAAAGCAUGUAUUUGCAUUUGACACAUAUCUGAUCAGUCAUAAACAAGUUAUUAAUUGAAAUGUUAUCAAUAGACCCAUUUGAAUCAGGGCAAAUUAGAAAAUUCAUACUUUUAAAGUGUAGGUUUCACAUAAAAAGUCCUGAUUUACACAUUUUGUAAUUUAACCCUAGAACAAAGACACAUCUGAAGAUAUUGAUAUUGAUCUUUGAAUUCUGUAAUUGUUAUUUAUAAGAUAUUUUUGUUUUUCUCUGUAUGGCGACUCAUUUUCGGAAGAAAGGGUGAUUUGUAACUGCCAUAGUUCACAGAAAAUACUGUUUGCUAAAGAAAAUGUUGGCAGAAAACCUAACCAAAUACUUUAGUAAAACGUUACAAUUGCAUUAAGAUGCAAUCUGCAACAAAGGAUUUCAGGUGGAAGACAUGGGAUCUUUGAGCGAAUGCUUCACUAAAUAAUUAACUAGCAUAUACAGUAUUUUUUAUUGAUUGGAAACUCUGAAUACUAGUGAGGUAAUAUUUAUUCUUACAUGUUUAGUUGAUUUCCUUGUAUUAUUGCCCACCUAUGACAUCUCAUCAGAGGCUUUCCUGUUUUUUAACUGGUGGUAAAUGAUACUGUAGCUAAACUAAAAGAUUACGAUUGAGUGAGACCUACACUUUAACUUUAAAGGUUGAGUGCCUUCUACCGCUCAAAUGAAAUAUGAAAUGUACAAGGUAGCAAAAUUAUUUUCACGAUAUUCAGCAUCAUUAUUGCCCAGAUAAGCUUUCUAUUUCAGGAAUGAUCUUCACACAUUUGAAGGCCAAAGCAGAUUUUACUGCACCUCUGAUGUUUAUGGCCAAAAACAAAACAUGUUUUAACCUGAGACCAUUUGGACUACUUGAUAAUCUCUAUUAUUAUCUAUUACACCCACAUAGUCAUACAGUACAUGCUCUGCAGGACAAUAGGAGACAUACAAGAGAGCAAUAUACCUGAGGCGCAUAUAAUCCUCCCCUUUUCUCUGUAUACCUACAUGCUUCUCCCCUUCCCCCUCACACCCACCUCCUACCUUUCUGAAUCCCAGGGAUUGCCAGGUUAGUGUAAGCGGCCACGCUCUUUUUCCACCCCUUUACAAUGUCAUGGUCAUAUGGGCAAGUAUAGAGUAGGGCUGCUGGUUUGUACAGUGUGAGGGCUCAGGGGUCUUACCUCAUCUGUUUUUGAUUGAUCUCAGCUAUCUGGGCAGCGUUGUUGUGAGCCGGUCCCCUACGCCGCAAUAGGUAAGGGUCGGACCCAUGUCUGAGAGGGGAGGCGUCAGCAGGGGAGGGCUCUAAUCACUCUCUCCUUUAAAGGGGAAUCGCUGACUUUGGGUUGAGCCUCUUUACUGGAUUCAAGUUUACUAGCUCUAAUGCUAACUGCUAACAUACAGGUUACAUUUUCUACAGUUCCUUGGCACAACAUGCCUGCUGUCACGCACAGUGAUUAGGCUGGUGAGCAAUAUUAGGAGCUGUUUUGGACUGUGGAGCAGUAUUUGAAAUACAGGCACAGUUUCCCUGCACUAAAAAAAGCCUUGAAUCAAUAGAGGACCCAGAUUACUGAUAGACUGGAGUAUUCCCCUUUAAAGUGUUGUUCCAUGUGCAAAAUGCCAUGCAUGCCUUCUCUAAAUAUCUAUUUUUUGACUCAAACGAAUAACAAUGAUUCUCAAGACUAAUUUCUUCUUCACAUUCGUCGUCUUAAAUGCUUUCGUUUCUGUCAUGUGACUGUUUUUAAUGGCCAUUUCCUCUUCCUGUCAUGUGACUGUUCUUUAACGGCCAUUUCCUCUUCUUGCCAUCUCCUCCCGUCAGCAUGGUGAAGCCUCUGUACACAGUGUUCAUGUUGAUGAAAGUGUGCUGUACAGUGUUCAUGUUUUAUGGAAAUGUACUGUAUCUAACUCACUGUGGCCCCUGCACACAGUAUUUGGGAUUAUGAAAAUGCUACUGUAUUAAUCUAACGAGGAAUGCAUUAAUUCUCAUAUUUGUCUCCCCUUUCUGCUAAUGGCUCUCAAUCUCUCUCUCUACAGUGACACUAUGAAGGACAACACCUCUAAAGCUGUGUGUUCCUACAGUAUGCCUUUUGAAACAAUAUGUUUUGGCAGAAUCACUUGACUUUACUCGUCGAGUCGAGUCAGGUUUUGAAGCUGGUGUAUUCAGUCAUUUAAUGGCAACAAACAUUUAAUCUCAUGAAAAUGAACGUAAAUGUUUGGUGUUGAUGAGGUUAUUUUGGGUCUUAUUAUCAUUAUUUGCAUCUUUCUAUGAUGGACUGCAAAACAACAGUAUUCAUUAUGAGGUAAAAGUACAUUUAAAAACAGAUACCUUUCUGUGUAAAGCUCAUCAACGCACCUCAAUUUGACAUGGAUUUACAAUUAGCCAAUGAUAGAUACUGCUCAUCUAUAACCCUUAAAAAUAUGUUCAGUAUUAGGGUGAUUUUGAAUGAUAUUUCACUCAUAAAAUGAAAAGAAUCCACAUAGAGCUAUCAAAAGAUGAGAAUCCUCUUUGUUGCCCCACUCAUCAAAACAGACAAGCCAUAGAUUCUCACUGUAGAGCAAGAGGAGCAACUCAGUAACUAUAGAAACUGAAGCCUUUCUUAUGAAAACUGUUAUUACAAGUACAGUAUAGAGAUUAUUUUCAUUUUAUGGGUAUCUGAAUGUGACAAAAUAUUGACGUAUUCCUUCAUAAUUGUUUUGAGAAUUAACACAGUUCAUCCCAUAGUAUUUUAUUAAUUCCUCACAAUCUAAAGCCAAUGAAUUUCUCACCAAAUCAUCAGUUUAUUUAUCGUUCAAUAUUACAGAGCCUUUCGGAAUCAAUGUCCUCCUGAAUGCCAAUCUGACUAAUCACUGAGAGGAUAGCGCUCCCCGGUGGUGGGUUAAAGUAAAGCAUGUGGAUUGUGCCUCUCUCCUCCUCUUUCUAGGGAACCUCUAGGUGCGUCUAGUGAUCCUGCCGGGUCUGAGAGCUUACAAGCACUGCUACACCACUGUAUUACUAAAGCCAAGAGAGUGGCUGCCAACACCAAUAACAACUCCACUUCCAGGAGAAGAACAGGUCAGUCUCUGAACUAAAGAAUAAGCCACUGGCCACCACACAACUGUUAGAAGAACCAAAAAGAACAGCAUUUAGUGGCUUCACAACACUUAGAUAAGUCUGGGACCAUUCUAAAUGCCUCGCUGUGGUAUCCUCAAUAACACUACCUCUCCCUCCCUAGGUGUGUCUCCCUCUCAGACCCAGCAGCAAUCCCAGACCCCCUCCGCUCACAAAGAAGAUCUCUACCUCCACAGGAAGAGGAAAAGGCAGAACAGGAAAAACCGAUAUCUCUUUUUAACCUCCCUUCUGCGCCGCAGCAGACGCUCUGAGGAGGACCAGGCAGCCAUCCUGGCCAGUACAGACUCAGACAGGCCCACCUACGGGACUCUACACUGA
Coregonus sp. 'balchen' is the source of this 46433-nucleotide messenger RNA. The record is from the annotation of a GenBank genome assembly. NCBI's taxonomy places the organism in Eukaryota, Metazoa, Chordata, Actinopteri, Salmoniformes, Salmonidae.